Pelobates cultripes (western spadefoot toad) is the source of this 45145-nucleotide messenger RNA. Lineage: Eukaryota; Metazoa; Chordata; Amphibia; Anura; Pelobatidae. The record is from the annotation of a GenBank genome assembly.
AGAGGGUUUCCGGGUCCGGGGAGCAGCCAGCAGGAAGGAGCGGAUCCCAUGUGAGGUAACGGCAGCUUAACGGAGAGCUAGAGCGGGGCCAUGGGAUACACUGUGUUAUGGUGGGAGAAAGGAGAGACUGGGAGCUCCACCACCAGCCAUAUCUCCAAUACUACCACCAUGGAGCUUUAACUACCGUCAGCCUCACAGAGCACCAUUGGCAUCUACCCUAACCUGCCCCCCUGGGCAUCUGCCCUAACCUGCCCCCCUGGGCAUCUGCCCUAACCUGCCCCCCUGGGCAUCUACCCUAACCUGCCCCCAUGGGCAUCUACCCUAACCUGCCCCCAUGGGCACCUGCCCCCCUGGGCAUCUACCCUAACCUGCCCCCCUGGGCAUCUACCCUAACCUGCCCCCAUGGGCAUCUGCCCUAACCUGCCCCCCUGGGCAUCUACCCUAACCUGCCCCCCUGGGCAUCUGCCCUAACCUGCCCCCCUGGGCAUCUACCUAACCUGCCCCCCCCGGCACCUGCCCCCCUGGGCAUCUACCCUAACCUGCCCCCCUGGGCAUCUACCCUAACCUGCCCCCAUGGGCAUCUACCCUAACCUGCCCCCAUGGGCAUCUGCCCUAACCUGCCCCCAUGGGCAUCUGCCCUAACCUGCCCCCAUGGGCAUCUGCCCUAACCUGCCCCCAUGGGCAUCUGCCCUAACCUGCCCCCCUGGGCAUCUACCCUAACCUGCCCCCCUGGGCAUCUACCCUAACCUGCCCCCCUGGGCAUCUGCCCUAACCUGCCCCCCUGGGCAUCUACCCUAACCUGCCCCCAUGGGCAUCUGCCCUAACCUGCCCCCCUGGGCAUCUGCCCUAACCUGCCCCCCUGGGCAUCUGCCCCCAUGGGCAUCUACCCUAACCUGCCCCCAUGGGCAUCUGCCCACCUGCCCCCUGGGCAUCUGCCCUAACCUGGCCCCCCUGGGCAUCUGCCCUAACCUGCCCCCCUGGGCAUCUGCCCUAACCUGCCCCCUGGGCAUCUGCCCUAACUCCAGCCCCCCUGGGCAUCUGCCCUGGGCAUCUGCCCCACCUGCCCCCCUGGGCAUCUGCCCUAACCUGCCCCCCCUGGGCAUCUGCCCUCCGUUCCCCCCUGGGCAUCUGCCCCUGGGCAUCUGCCCUAACCUGCCCCCCUGGGCAUCUGCCCCCCUGGGCAUCUGCCCUAACCUGCCCCCAUGGGCAUCUGCCCCCACGGGCAUCUGCCCUAACCUGCCCCCACGGGCAUCUGCCCUAACCUGCCCCCACGGGCAUCUGCCCUAACCUGCCCCCACGGGCAUCUGCCCUAACCUGCCCCCACGGGCUUGCGCCCUUACCCCAUGGGCAUCGACCCGUAUGCACCCCAUGUACCUGCACCCACCCCAUAGACAUCUACCCGUGACUCAGAGCAUCAACUCAUGAUCCCCCAACUUUCCCUGUUAUGGGAGCUAUUUGGCUGACAAAGUGCAUUUCUAGGAGAGAUAAUGGAGUUGUAUAGAUAUCCUUUACACAGGCCUCAAAUUUGUUAGUUAUCAGCCAGGACUAUAAGUUACCACCAAAAAACAUGCGUAUGUCCACAUGCUGAGAGAUUCUCCAUUGAAUGUAUGCCAGGGAGUUAGUAAACACUCAUCCAUAACAGUUACACCCAUCCUAAUCACCAACACAGCUCUAGCAGAUACCUGCAGCCACACAUACUGCUGCUAUCCCUUGUUGAUAACCGUAAAGCACAGCAUGCUGUUUGUAGUUGUACUUUUACCCAGCGAGCAGAACGUUUUCAACUACAGAAAAGCCAGGCAUAGAGUAGUGCCGCAAAUACCCCUAGAUCCUCCUUCUAUUCCAUCAUCACAAUUGCCAUGUGUCAAUAAUUUAACUAUUAAUAGGUUUAUUUGUAGUGUAAUGCAUACACAGCUACUUAUAAGGUAAUUGCAGUGGAAAUAUUGAAAGGACACUAUAGUCACCAAAACAACUUUGGCUUAAAGGACCACUCUAGGCACCCAGACCACUUCAGCUUAAUGAAGUGGUCUGGGUGCCAGGUCCAGCUAGGCUUAACCCAUUCUUUUAUAAACAUAGCAGUUUCAGAGAAACUGCUAUGUUUAUGAAUGGGUUAAGCCUUCCCCCAAAGCCUCUAGUGGCUGUCUCAUUGACAGCCACUAGAGGCGCUUGCGUGCUUCUCACUGUGAUUUUUACAGUGAGAGCACGCCAGCGUCCAUAGGAAAGCAUUGUAAAUGCUUUCCUAUGCGACCGGCUGAAUGAGCUCUUGCCGUGCGUGCGCAUUCAACCGAUGGGGAGGAACGGAGAGGAGGAGGAGAGCUACCCGCCCAGCGCUGGAAAAAGGUAAGUUUUAACCCAUUUCCCCAUCCAGAGCCAGGUGGGAGGGGGUCCCCGAGGGUGGGGGCACCCUCAGGGCACUAUAGUGCCAGGAAAACAAGUAUGUUUUCCUGGCACUAUAGUGGUCCUUUAAAGCAGUCUCACUGUUCAGUUCUCUGCAACUUAGCAUUUCAAUCACUUGUUUAUGUUUGUGCAACGCAAACCACACCUCUAUGGGCUGUGGCUCACAUAGUCUGCCUGGAAAAAAAUGGUUUCUUUUUCAAUACACUCUUCAUUUGUGUGUGUGUGUGUAUGUAUAUAUGUAUAUGUGUGUGUGUGUGUGUAUAUAUAUAUAUAUAUGUGUGUAUGUAUAAAAACUAUUGGGUUAUACUAGGGAUCAACCAAUUAUCAGUCUGGCCGAUAUUUGGUAUUUUCUGCAAUAUCGGUAUCGGCCAAUUGAGAUACUGAUUUUUCCGAUAAUACAUACCAGGACUGCUGGGGGGGUGGGGGGUUAGCAAGCGUUUACUUACCUUCCCGGCCGCUCCCUUCAGCUCCCCUGGAUUUACACGGGAGCUGAAGGGAGCAGCCGGGAAGGUAAGUAAGCGCUUGCUGUGGGCCCCCUCUGCACAGUCCAUGCCACCGGACCACCAGGGAAUGGCAUAUCCCCUCUCCCUGGCCAAGUAAGAAGCAGGUAAGGGGGGGGACUAUAAAAAAUAAUAGUAAUUAAAUAUUUUUUAAAAAAUGCCCCCUCCCCUCAAAUUACAUACCUACAGAAACACACACACACUCACUGCAUUAUAUAAACACACUACACAAACACACUGUGUAUGUAAUGCAGUGUGUUUGUGUAGUGUGUUGAUAUAAUGCACACUACACAAACACACUGCAUUCACUAUAUACACACUGCAUUCACUAUAUACACACUACGCAAACACACUGCAUUCACUAUACACACACUACACAAACACACUGCAUUAUAUAAACACACUACACAAACACACACACUGCAUUCAUUAUAUACUCACACUACACAAACACACUGGGUACAUUUAGAAAUAGUUUAUUUUUUAAAAAUGGUAAAUGUACAGAAAAUCGGUAAGGUAUCGGCUCUAAAAAAAAAAUCAAGAUCGGUCGAUCCCUAGAUUAUACACAAAAUCGUUGGCCAUAGUAGCUUCUGACCAGAUAUUGGUGUAUAUAUUCCACAAAUCCACUAUAACAGUUUCAAGGCUGAAAGUCAUUGAAAUGUAUUUCUGACCCCCCAAAAUAAGUGUUUCAAUGAAUUCCCACAAGGGUUAAUGUAUUGGGACCCCCAAACACUGCUUUUAUCAUGUGACUGAGUUGUGUGCGAUUCUUGAGGAAAGAUAAUGUGGACCUUCCUAUGCAUAUAAUGAUCAAAAUUGUUCUUUGAAGAAGAGAGAAUAUGCCAUAUAUACAGUUUGUGGGGGAAAGUAGAUUUUGAGGGGGAAUUUAGCCGAGAGGUGUCCUUUUGGGGUAGAAGGGUGAAUGGGUGGAGAGUAGUCAUGACAAUCUUUUGGUACAACAUACUGUAGACUGUUUUUUCCCACAAUGUUUAGACCGUAUGUUAUGGGUUACAUUUAUGCAAUUAUUUAAUGUAAUCCAACUGUAAUUUUCAGGCAAUUAGACAAGAAGCAGCAUAAAUGGUUUAGCAUUUUUACCAUAUAAUGCUAAUGCAUAUGCCAAACUUUACAUUUCUUUAUAAAAUAUGGUAAAACAGCAUGGAUAGUAUCAAAAUCACUUUUAUUCCAAGGUGUAUCCUUCACUGUAGUUGUGAAAUAAACUGCCAUCAUGUCAGGGUUUGCUUACUGUUGAAAAUAAUUGAACUGGGUUUAGAAAGGAAAGGAGAGAGUUACUCACUGGAGGAUGUAGAAUGCAUUAUGGGGAGCUGAUUUUUAUAAGCAAAGAAGGAACAGUGUGAAAAAUAGUUGUGUGUGUAUGGUGACAAGAUAAAGGGAAUAUUAGAGGAAAAAAAGGACAUAUUUGUAUUGACAAGCUGAUAUGGAUUUUUCUUCUUUGCUUCCCAUAAUGAGUGAUGUAGUCGACGAUGACAUUGAUGUCUCAGAAUAUACCUUCCUGUCCUAGAGAAAAGUAGUAGGUCUUUUAAAGAAUAAAUAAAGGAGAAGGGAUGUAAAAUUGAUGGAGGUGAGGGACUGAAAUAUGCCAAUGUUUUGGAAGCUGAAAGUAAUGUUAAUUACUGCUGGAUGAAUGUUUUCUGUCUUGUCAUUCUUCCUCUAGGUUCCCAGACCCAAGACAAGAUGAGUACCCUAAUGGAGCGGCUUCAUACUAAGCACAGCCAGAGCCGUCCCUGGUCUGAGACCAUUAAGAUAGUUCGGCAAACCACGGUGAGAACCUGCACUACUAUGGGAUGGGUAGGGUGCAGACAAAAACAAAUCUGGUCAAAGGAAAAUAGUUCUAGUAUGAGGAAGCUAUAUGUCGACUAUGAUCUUAUUCCCUCUCUAAUUUUCAUAUAAAUACAUACAAGGUUUUUUUAAUAAAAGUGAAAAUUGACGGGAAUUCAAGGUGAAUUUCAAAUACAAGGCCAACGUAGACGACCAUGAGCCCUUGCAGACUUAGAGAAUGCUUUUUCCAGUUUGGCUAUUUUGUUCUUAAAUGUGACAUUUAUUUUGAAUUCAUUAUGAAUUCCUGACAGCUCUCACUUUCGUAAAUAACACUGUAUUUAUUCUUUGCCAUUAUUUUUUUAAAUAUUUUUUUUUUGUGUCAAUCAUAUUUAUUGAAAAUAUUUUCGAUGAAUUCCGUAAGCAUACGGCAAGUAAAACAGUACAAAAAAAAAAUACAAGACAUGUAUGAACAUCAAAACAAUUGCAAUUAUUUCCCGCCUUUGAUAAUCCGGAAUGUGCCCCCGUGCGGUCCUAAGCCUUCGGUAGUGGUCAUGUGGAAAGUCGGUCAGUCUACGGUCAAUACAGUGGAUGUCAUCCAACCCCGUGUCUGCGUGAGCACCAUACGGUGCGCAUCUUGCGCUUAAUUGUUGUUUUUUUUUAAAUAUUUUUUUUGUACAGAGUUCAAACAGUAAAAAAAGCAAAGUUCUGUCUUGUGCUAUCUUAGGAACUUUUCAUGUGCUGAAUAUAUAUAUCAGAUAAGAUUAGCAUGACUGUAACCAUAAAGCAAAAGUAAUGUAGAAAGCUACCUUAUAGAACAUCUACAACCUGAGUGGCUGUUCAAGUUCUACAGGGUUAAUUACUAACUUGAGAAUUCAGUGAAUUUCAAACUUUAGGUCAAAAUAGCUGAAGUAGAAGCUUAGCUGACUUAGAGAAUGUUUUAUAUUUUAACCUCCAGUUCGAAAUUUGAAUUCUUACUUUAACGAAUAACCCUGUAAGACUUGAGUAUUUCUUUAAGAAACAGCGCUGUUUAUGGUCUUAAUCAGAUGGUUACAAGGAGCUUCUGGUUAAAAUAGAUUUGAGAAUUGAAUCUACUCUAGGUCCAGCAUUCGCAUACAGAGUACCGGUAUUCUGAUGCUGGACUUUGGGUAUGUAUCCAGUGCUUGUGUAAGAAGCAUUGGAUUGGUGGAUCUUGGUGACUGAAUGCUUUUCUUCCACUUGAAUCCAGGAGGAAAACAAAAUAAAAACAAUAGCAGAAAUAACUUGAACUUCAUUGAUGAUUCCAAAACGCUACAUGGAGACGCUGAACUUUCCCCAUAGAGAUGCACUGAGUCACUGCAUCUCUAUAAUGAGAUGCCGAUUGGCACAGAUCGGCAUUUUGCUGCACGUGCCAUUAUGGGAACGUCCAUUUUGAUGAUCUCAGCUAAGGGGACAGAGCCAGCACCGGCUGACCUGUGCAUUGCUGAAACAGAGAACUUUUCAUUCUUUUUUUAAGUGGGUAUGUUUGUAUUCCUGACAUAUAGUGUUCCUUUAACAUAUAUAGAUUCUAGGGCUCAGGAUACAAAUAAACUAAAUAAAUCACAUCUUCAAUGUGUUAUCAAACUACUUUAAAUAAUAAAUGGCUCAUCGCACAUUUCGGUGUUUCCAUACAACAUCUGGGAACCGGCAGUUCAUCAGUCUCCAAGAUUUCAGCAAAGAGAAUCUGGCUGCAGUGAACCACCUGUCUAUGUGCUGGAUGUUAAUUUAGGGGAAUUUACAAACCUGUUUUGUUAUAAAGAAUCACAUUGGAUUGACUUUUUUAUUUAUUUAUUUUUAUUGCACUUUCAUGGAGGAAAAAAUGAGACAUUUGAAUGAGCAUUGUUAAUAGAGCAUUGUUAAUAUUUUACACCAUUCACUCUUCCCAUGUCUUCAGAAAUUGUGGUGGUGUCAUCCGUUUGUGGUGUUCUUUUUUUCCUUCCCUCUCUUCCUUCUAUUUUAGAUCAGAUUGUGAGUUGCUUUAUCAGUUUUUUUUAUUUUUAUUAUUUUUUUUUCUGCUAUUCUAAAGAUGUACCCUUCAGAUAGGGAGUCAUAUGGUGCUCAGCAGUACUAUCAUUGAUUCUUUACAUCUCUCUAAUCCUCUUAGGAGAAACGACCUGGGAUGGUUGGUGGAGGAAACCAACAGAUUGUAAACUGCUUAGAGACCCUCCAAAAGGCUAUAAAAGGUAAGAUUAGAAACUUUUUUUGUUUUUGUUUUUUUUGUAUUGGUAAAACAGCAGACCAAUAUGGAAACCUUGAGUAGUUUGGAGAAAUGUUUGAGAGGAAACUGUAAAUGUUGUAAUGGCAAAGGUAUUGAAUAAGUAAGAUAAUAUUGUAAAGAAUGUGGCUUCAGGGGUGUUUGGGGACCGCAGCCAAGUAGAAUGAAGGGUUGUAUACUGUGUGCAGCUUUUACAGCAGAUAAUUGGAACCUACAUUUGUGUAAUUAAAUUUGCAGAUUUACAAUGUGUACAGUUACAUUGACUUUGCUCAUUGAAAGUCAAAAAGAGGGAUUGACAUGAUAUAAAAGUAGAACUGAUGGUAACAGGCAAUUGCAAUCCUUGCAAAGAUAGCUUUAAGCAAUACACAAACCCAGUUUUUGCAUAAAAAUGGGUAAAUAUAGAAAAUAAAUGUAAACCUAAAGCACAAUUUAUGAGGAAUAAAGAGAUGUAUAUCAAAAAACAAGAGAGCGCAUAAAACUCAAUUAAAAAUGAUAAAAUAUAAAAAAGCAGCUAUACACACAAGAAACUCCCUUAAAAUUUCACGUCCAACAAUAUUUAAUAAAGGUGUCAGCACUCUAGUGGGGAAAAAAAACCUUAACUACCCAAUCCGGGUAAUCCACAUAUAAUCUCUGAAAUAGAAACAAUGGUAUAUGCACCUAAAAAUCAGCAGCAUAUAUAUCACAGCAUGUACUAUUUCAAAAUAAAUUAAAUACUGUAAUGUCCUAGAGUCCUUGGGUAGUUAGUAGGGGGGUGAUGUUGCCACACAGCUUGCAUCCACAGGCUCAGAGUGCACUGUUUGCAACAAUUUUCACAGUACCUUAAAAAAGAUGCAAAGAGAUCCACAUAGUGUAACACUCCAUUUAUUGGCAGAUUUAAAAAACCCUCUCCUCCAAAAGGAACCCUUACAUUAAUGUGUUGUGGUACUCGUUUCCAAGAAACCACAAAAUGAGCAUUGGUGUACAGUAGUUAAAUGAGACUUUACCGCCCGGUCCUCCUGUCAUGCAAGUUCUGGCUGAGUAUUCUAGCCGAAGAACGAUGAACUGGAUCAGUUUUGCAUCCAUGGAUUGUGUGUACGUCACUGCCCCCCUACUAACUACCCAAGGACUCUUGGACAUUACAGUAUUUAAUUUAUUUUGAAAUAGUACAUGCUGUGAUAUAUUUGCUGAUUUACUUGAAGUAAUUUAUUUUACUAAUUUUAUAGAUUUUUUUCCUAUCUAAUUGUGAAGCCAUGAGUAGAUUAAAGCCUGCACAUCCAGUCUUGGUGAGUGGAAAUCUGGAGCCUUGCUCUAAUUUCUGUCAACCCACUACAAGACCCCCAAUUAGCAUUGUUUGUGACAUACAUGACUGUGCAGUGGAGACCAGUUCUUUGUUUUUAGUUCAAACUUCUCCAAAAAAUGGAGAGGCAUUAUAAGGUAUAAACAUAACUAUUUAGAUCAGGGGUGCCCAAAAGGUAGAUCCUAAGAUGUUGUAGAACUACAACUCACAUAAUUGUGCAAGCUGUAGUUUUAAAACCUCUGGUGUUCUAUAUUUGGUUCACCCCUGAUUUAGAUUAUGCUUUUCCCACCUUAAUCCCUGCAUAAUAUGGAAAACACUUCAUUCUCCUUGAUUCCAUAAAAACCUACAUGUCUGAUAAUAGUGAUUAACGAACAGUAAAACAUGUAAAUUUAAAGUGUCAGUGGUUAUUGUGGCAGGAGUGCCUUGCACCUUCCAGAGCAAGUAGUCAAACCGUUUAACAACUGUUUUGACAAUUUACCAGGAAUGUGCUUUGCAUUCAUUGCUGCAAGCUCCUGCUCUGGGCUAAGGUUGGCUGUGCAGAGCCACAAUCAUUGACUGAGGGCGCUUAGGUGACUCUCUCAACCAAUGGACAGGCUUUGCACAUUAGGUCUUAGCAAAGUUGAGCUAAGCACGGCCAUGAAGAGCUGCACUUAUUGGCUGAGAGUACUUAGAUGGCACUCUCAACCAAUGAGCUGGCCUUGCACUGCAGGGUUUAGCUCAGUGGAGUUAAUGGAAGCUACAGUUAUGUAAUUUGUAGUACACAGGAAAUUUAAAGUACAGUUAUUUAAAGGGACACUCCAUUGCCCAAUAAAAAAUAAAUGAAAAUCACUCUUGCACGCAUUUUUUCAUUUGGGUAUAGCUAUAAACAGUUUGCGAAAACUGCGGAUAUCUUGCCUGCUGUCUUUGCAAACCCUCCUUUUCUUUUUAUAAUUCUUUAUUUUUGUUGCGCAUUUGUUUAACAUAGUCGCUUGAGAUGCCACAACAGCUGUCUCAGGCUUCAAACAGAAAACAUGAAUAAACAUUUGGCAUUGAAAUACUUUGCACAAUUUUAAAUUAGGAAAGUAAGUUCCCACGUUACAUCCUUCUAAUUAGAAUUAUCGCUAGAUCGCCAUAGUCUCCUGUUUGGAGGAAGAAAGUGUAUGGAUAUAGUGUAAUCUGUACAUCCAGUAUGUGUGUAGGGUUCUGAGUAGCUAUUCCUCCUCCCAUGUUAGUGAUUUGAAAUAUGUACUAUGGCGAUAAAUAAUUUUGCCCCACUCCUUGUUAGUGUGGCUCAGUUUGGGGGUCCCAGGUUCUGGCUCGCUUGGUUUGGGUGUACUUAAUGUCAACCCUGGGUCUUCCCAUGUGUUUAAGUGGUAUUCGUGCGGUAUCAAGUGGUUAGUGGCCCCUAACCAGGGAGGCCGCGGGGGGGCGGAAUAUACCAGCGGCCUAUAGUUGGCCCUAAUCUAAGAGUGUUUUGCCGUGUAGUGUGCUACUCGUCGUGGCUAUAGCGGUGUGCCGUAUUUUGCCAUUACGUGGAUUAUAUAAUCCUGGGAAACAUAGUGUGCCUUACAGUGGUGCCUAGGUGCCAAGCCUUAAACAAUUGAGAAAAAUCAAGUCGAAAACCAGUGAAAGUCAAAUUAUAGCGAAACAAUAAUUAUAGCGGUAGAGGCUUCGUAGUUGAAGCGCGUUUAUGGGUUGAGAGACAGUCAGUGGUGUCAGGUGGUUGCCUCAGGGGCUCCUCUUCCCCUCGGUAGAAAAGGGACAGUCCUGUUGGGGUCCCACAUAUGGGAGCUGGCGGGUACUUCUGUGUGGUCAGAUCCUUGUGGUAGUCCCAGUGCCCUAAUGAAAGAGUCCACCUCCUGAGUGGAGUUGAGGUGUAGAGUGGUGCCGUUGUGGUCCACCGAUAGUGUUUUUGGUGCAGUCCAGCGGUAUACUAACUUGGCGUCUUGGAGGCGGCGGGUCAUAGGGCGCAGGGUUCUUCUCCAUUGGAGUGUGGAUCGUGUCAGGUCCUGAUAGAAGGUAAGACUCGCGGUUUCAAAGUCCAAUGGUGUUUUGCCUUUUAGGGCAGCGAAGAUGGCAUUUCUGUCUGUUUGGGUAUGGCACCGUACGAUCACAUCUUUGGUUGCUUAGGGGGGUGCCUGUGGCGAUUUCCGGAUGCGAAAUAUCCCUGCUAUAUUUAAUUUUUUGGCCUGUGCGUGUGGCAUUAUGGUGGCGGCCAGACGUCUAAAGUAGUGUGGUAGUUCCGCCUGACUUAUUUCUUCAGGGAUACCCCUGAUUUUCACAUUGCUCUUACGGCUUCUCUUUUCUGCUGCAUCCAGCUUGUUGAUCAGGGUUGUGUGUGAUGCUUUUAGGCUUCUCAUUUCGUUUUGAACAUCUAUGAUGUCUUCUUCAGUGGUCUUCACUCGGUCUGUGACCGCCUGCACCUCCGUUUUCAUUAAAGCCAUGUCUGCUGCGGAAAUUUGUUUCAGCUCCAUGAGGAGGUUUUUAAUGUCUAAUUUUGUGGCAGGUGUCAGUGCAUCAGGGUCAGUUUGGGCUGAGUGAUGUUCUAGGGUGUCCCCCAGGGCAAGUUCCGAGCACGUGGAGCCUGUGUCUGGGUCGGGUGUGGCCGCCAUUUUCGGUGCCGCUGUGCGCUGGAGCAUGGUGCUAAUGUCUUGGGUAUCUUUGCACGCACCUGUAGCUAUCCGCUAGGAUUUUCGUCCCAUGUUUAUCGAGUCGGUGUCUGUGUGCUCCGUGGGCGGUAUGGCAGUGGAGAAGACCGCGUUGUGGAGCGCCGUCUCAAAGGCCCUGUAGUCUGGAUAGGCCUUGGAUGUGCGGCGUACUUUCCGUCCCGUCUGGCGGUAUAAAAAGGGCAUCGAUCAGGUGAGUGCUUUGCCCCUCUGUCCUGGCCGUCGGUUGAUAGGAUUAUAAGGGCUGUGAGAGGUUUGUUUGUCGGUAAUUAGCCGCGUUUUUGCCGGAGCUCGCUACACAUGCGACCGCUCCGUUUUGUGGUUAAGCUCCGCCCCGCAAACCCUCCUUUUCUAACCCUGUUCACAAUCUUUCUGUGUCUGUCCAAUGACAGACUUCCCAAUGCAUCUCAAUGAGACGUCUGUACAAGGCAGGUGCUCUGGGCUUGAGUUCAGUGCAAAUAAGCUAACCAAAACAAGAAAUCAGGACCUUUUUUGAUUUCUAGAAAAGCCUGGGGGUGUAACCUGAAUAAUUUACAAAAGCGCUUUAGGGGUCUGGAGUGUCCCUUUAAUGCAUAUUUCUUUCUUUCAGUCACAUCCCUUUCAGCCAUGACAGAUCGGCUGGAGUCCAUAGCAAGACAGAAUGGGUAAGUGUUUGGAGCGAAUGCUGCAAGUGCUCUGUAUAUUGAAUAGGCUGUCAUAGCUAGUUAAUAGAUGCACAUACUACAUGUUUGCUUUUUUGUGUGUUCUUUAUAUUGUGAAAUUUAUGGUGUUUCUACUUUCUUUUUCUUCUGCCCAGCCUGGCAUCGCAUCUGAGUCCCAACGGCACAGAGUUUUAUAUUACUUCUGACUUGUUCUACUUAGAGGUCCAUCUAGAUCCAGAAGGGCAGUUAUGUGAUGUCACUGUGGCCCAUCAGGGAGAAAAUCCUAUGGUAUGUCGUUAGAAUAAUACUCAUGGUUCCAAAUAGAUAAGACAUAACUCUGAUCAGUGUAGUAAUAACAUUGCUAUAACUUAUACAUACUGUAACAAUGUACUUAUACUGCGUAUUAAGUUCUGUGUUUUAUUAAUCGGUUCACUGACUCAGUUAGGUUCUCAAGUAAGAUAAUACACAUUCUAUUUCUGUGCAGAUUUCAUCACAUUAUGUUUAAAUCUGUCAUCCUAAUGAAAGGGUCAACCGAACCUUGCCAGUUCAAGCCAUGUUUUAAAAAAAAAACCAAAAAACAAAAUUUACAUGCUGUUUGAAAAAUGAAGUUGAAAUGGAUACUUCAUGCCGGUAUUAAAGGCAACUUCGGACAGCUUAAUGUAGUUGUUCUGGUGAGUAUAGUAUGUCCCUGCAGACCUUUUCAUGUAAUCACUGCCUUUUCAGGAACAUCUCCAAUUGCAGUCACUCAGACGGCCACUAAAGGUGCUUCCUGGGUCAGCGUUUCCUUGUUCUUUGUGAAAACUCUGAACGUUCCCUGUAGAGAUGCAUUGAUUCAAUGCAUCUCUAUGAGUAGAUGCUCAUUGACCAGCGCUGCAUUUGGCUCCACACCGCCUGCUUGGCUGAGAUCACUAGAGUUGACUAUCUCAGCCAAUCCAAUGCUUUCCUAUUAGAAAACAUCGGAUGAACGGAGACUGUCAUUUCAGGUUAUCUCCGCUAAGGGGGUGAAUCGGAGGUGGGGCCAGCGCUGGCAAACCUGCGUGGCCCUGAAAUAAAGGUGAGUUUUUAUCCUAUUUAAAUAUGUAAGGGAGGGCCGUCCACACAACACACAUAAUCAUAUGCCACCUCUGAAUUUGAGAAAACCGGGUCUACAGACGCCCCCUAGUUCCCUAUUCCAUCCCAUUGGAAUUUAGUGUGCACAGCACCUUUGAUAUCACAAUAAAUUCCUAUUAAAAAGCCAAAUGCCCUAUCACAUGCAAUUCUAAACUGAAAUAAAUCUAUGAAUUGCACUCAAUUGCUUAGUUUUGGCUUCAUUGUAUAUGGCAUAGUCUCCUGCCCCCUUUUCUUUGUAUCAUGGACAGUUUGUAAUACAUCUGUUAUAGUGAUGGAGUGUUUCUUUAAGCUUCACAGUGUUUCCUUAGAAAAUGUAUUUUUACAUUCCCUUUAUGUGGAGAAAAUUGGUUAAAACAUAUUUUUAGUUCAUGUACCUGCAGUUUUUUUUUGUUUUAGUUUUUUUUGGUUUUUAAAUAAUGAUUUCAGUCAAAUCCCAAGAGGAGCAAAUUGCUUCCUGGCUGGAGUGGAAGACUCGAGUAUGUUUAUUCGUGACUUUACCUUGCUGGAUCUUCCAGUUGCUGACUGACCUUUUGCAAAAUCUUUUGUCUACAGUUAUUACCAAUCUCUCUCUUUUUAUUUAUUUAUUUAUUUAUUUAAAAAAAAAACAAUUUCCAUAACACAAGAAUAGAGGACUGAAAAUUCACUGCUUGCUUUUCUUUCUCUGCAGAGCUGCCCAGAACUGGUCCAGCAGUUAAGGUAAUCCCAUUGGCAACGUUUCUGUAACCAAAAACCUCUUGUAUUAAUGGAUCUGUCUUUCUUAACCAAGUUUGUUGACCGCAUGCACUUGCGUAGAAUUAAUCUAAAUGUUCCAAAUGUUAAAGUACUGUUUGAGUUAAAAGGGUCAUCAUUGGCCAAGUGCAGGCAUGUCAGCAUACAGUCCCGCAUCUUAACCACUGUAGCAGCAACCCAGAUUGAGUGCUUUAAGUGAGUAUAAAAUGUCUUACAUGUUGAUUAAUAUUUGUUUGGUGCUUAAACUGUCUGUUACUAAUUAAUUGUUGAAAAAACUCAUUAUUGUGUAUCUUUUUAAUCCAGGCAAGUAUAGGCUAAAAAGAUAAACAAAAACAUGAGAUGACUGCACGCAUUUGAUAGUCACAAGGAAGUUCCAUGAAAAGUAGUAAAAAGCAGACCAAUCUAUAUACAUGCCGUAAAAACAGACCUACAUUAUUAUUAUUAUUAUUGGCAUUUAUAUAGCGCCAACAGAUUCUGUAGCGCUUUACAAUAUUAUAAGAGGGGUGUGGGGAGGGGCUGAAUAAAACAUUACAGAAACAGUAGGUUGAAGAGGACCCUGCUCAAAUGAGCUUACAGUCUACAUAAUGGAUGUGUUUUGUAGCAGAUGCUUCCUCAGCAGCUCCUCCAUAAGCAUCAGUGGUAGAUGCGAAACACGUCCAGCUUUCCUACGUUUUUUUUUUUUUUCCCAUAUAUUUUUUUCAGUAUGUAGACCUGUUUUCACUCUCUCAUCCCUAUAUGAAUUGGUCUGCUUUUUACUGCCAUGUAUAAAUAUAUUGGUCAAUAAAAAUGCAUGUCUUGUUUCUGUCUGACAUUAGUUAGAAUUACACUUCAGGGCCUUACUUCUGUAAAAAAAACCUCAAUACAGGGAACAAAUUGCAUGGAUGAUGCCACCAUCUAUGAUCUACCGGAUUCUAAAACAAUUGGAAUAAUGGGCAGAGUUUAUGUACUAUUGCAUUUUUCUUUGCUCAUUUUACCUAUUACCAAUUUUAAUUUCUAUUUCAGCUAUGAGAACGCAGAGUCAGUGUGGCUGAAAUGGCAGAUUGUUAAUGGAUCAAGUCUUGGCAAAUGUUGUACUAUGUCUCAUCACCUUUCUUUCUCUUUUAUUUUGCAGAGAGAAGAACUUUGACGAUUUCUCACAACAUUUAAAGGGUCUUGUCAACCUGUACAAGGUGCAAGGAGAUGAUAUGUGAGUGCUUCUGGCAACAAACCUUUCAUGUAUACCAACACAAUGUAAUCCUUUGAGAAAUCUUAAACUAGUCAUUUAAACACGGUGUGUUUGGUACGGUGAACUAAUUGAUUGAACCAAAAUAUUAUAUAUAUAAUUACCACCUUAUCACUAAUAUUUCAGCAAUAUUUUAGAAUUGUCCAAGUUAUCAAAAUAAUCCUUUUCUCUUCACAGCAAACUGAAAACGAAAGUUUACCUGGCCCUUCAGUCAUUGGAAUUGGACCUCACAAAGAUGGCUGCCAUGUACUGGUUAGUAGAUGCAGAUACAGUUCAUCUUUGAGCUUUUAUUAGGAUAUCCAGUGAAUUUCAGUAACAUCUGCUACAGCAGUGAUAAUCAAUGGAAGUAAGCACAGGAGACCGCGAACAGUUUGAAAAAGAUAAUAGUUAUCCUAAACUUGUCUUUUAUAGGCAGGCCACAAAUGCAAGCGUGCUGGACAAAAUUCUGCAGGGCACAGUUGGGUACUUGACCCCAAGAAGUGGAGGUAAUAUCUCAGCACUUGGAUUGAACAGGUAGUUAGGGUUACCAACAUGUAAAAUUAUGCAUAACAUCAUGACACUAACCUAUUUCUCUACUGUUUUAAAGGUCAUGUCAUGAAUUUGAAGUACUAUAUCUCACCCUAUGAUUUGUUAGAUGAAAUCACAGGAUCAUCCAUAGCACUGAGUGAAGGACAUGGUGAGCCAAGACACCAAGUUGCUUUUAAACCACUUUAUGAUUUAUGUAAUUCAGAGAGUUAGAAGUUCACAAGCUGGGCCAAAAAUGCAAAGUGGCACCAGGAAGAAUGAUCGAUGUGGUACAGGGUAUACAUAUUAUACUGAGUCCAUAGGGCAUUGGCUCUGUCCCUUCAUGAAAGACAGCAGUAUAAGGAGUUGUCAGCUGAUGUAUAUCUCCAACACCAGUAAGUCAUGUUCACUAUACCCUUUCUUUACAAUGCCUAUCUUGGAAGACAAAAGGAGAGUACUGGAGAUGAAGUGAGUGCCGCCUUCUGCAGAAGAGACCAUACCAGAAUUCUCUGACCCCAUGAUGCAGGCGCUUAUUUACACCACUUAUGUGUAGAAACUGAACGUAUAUGAUGCAUAGUUUUAAGCUUUUACCACAGUCUAAUGUUUUAUGUACUUUCUUUAUUUUAUCAGUUCCUCGUUCUCUUGGUAUGAAUGUAUCUGUCACAAUUGAGGCCACUUCUGCUACGUACAAGCUCCCUAUUGCUCCUCUGAUUAUGGGCUCCCACCCAAUUGACAGCAACGGGUAAGAGAACUGACAUUAAUUUAUAAUUAAGCAAGCAUGGACGUUUAAUAGAGUCAGGGGCUGAACCCGUUUGUAACUCUUAAGAGUAUUUAGAGAGUAUUUUGUGACGUGAGUUUACAAAAGCUACAAAGUAAACAUUUUAAUCAACCUUGAGAUCGAGAGGAAAUGAAUGCACAUCUAUGUGAAUCUGAGGUUAAUAUAACGAGAAAAAAAUAAUUCUUCUACAUCUACAGUACUCCUUCUUUCUCCGCAAUUACAAAUGCCAACACAGUGGACUUCCCUGCUUGCUUCUUCCUCAAGUUUCCACAGCCGAUCCCUGUAUCCAGGGCCUUUAUUCAGAAAAUCCAGAAUUGCACAGGUGAGUCUGUUUACACAAAUCAAGCCUUUAUGUUAACUGGUAUAAGCACCAGUCCAGAAGCGACAGAGUUUUUCUUCUGAGAAAUAUCUGCUUACCAAACCUGCAGGAGUGUUUAUUAUCCCUCAAACUCUUUCUUAUUUAAGUAAGAACUAUUUGUGCACGUUAUUCCAGGAAAUGACAGUCUACCUCUUGUUCUUGUCAGGAAUCCAGCUGUUUGAAAGUCCACCCAACUACCUACCUCACUAUGAGCUGCUCACACAGUUUGAAUUUUCUAAAGAAAAGGAGCCCGAACCUUUCAACCACAACAUGCGUUUCUAUGCAGUAUGUAUCCUCCAUUUUGUAUUCAAAGUAAUCGGGAGUUGUAUGCCAUCAACAUGCGGGGGAAGGAGGGGGGCAUUUUGGCAACAGAACAGCUUGUUUGCAUUUUACAGCUUUGGGCCUCAAAAUGUUGUUUGUUUUUUUAUUUAUAAUUUGCAACAAAACCACUGCAUGUUCUACUGAAUUCUGCUUUUUAAGCCUGCCCCUUAAAACUCUCUUGUUCAGUGUACUGAGCCAGCUAGCUAGAUAUAUUACAUGUCUGUCUGUGUGCCCUAUCCACACCAGUUAUAUCCUUCCAAGAAGGAUUGCUCAAAGCAUCAUACAUCACUGUAGUGGUUAUGAUGCUAGGAAUUCCCUGGCCCCAUUUCCUGGUAAUGCAACAAUACUUUCCUCUUACCAAGGUCCCGCUGAGCAUUGCACCUCCUAGCAUGCCUGGUGACACACAUCUGGCUUCUGCAGAGCUGAAUGCUGAUCCUGAAUGUCAUGCAGACGCGGAGAGCAUCAGCUGAGCGCUCUCAACCAAUGGAUGACCCUGUGUGCAAAAAUAUGCCCAGAACUGACAUUAAUGAUGCUGGUGAACUGACCCUGAUGUCAGCUAUUCCACUGAUAAGCUUCACAUACACACUCAAAGCACCUUGUACUCUUCAAAUCCCUGAAGUGGUCUUGGUGCUUUGGGUCGUCCUUUAAGAAGACUCUGCUAUCAGCACUAUUUAAACCAGUCCUCAAUUUGUAGAUCAUUUUUAAAGAUGAUGACAGCACUUUAAAUACUGGUCAAAAUUAAGGUAAAAAGGAUCAAUUUUGGUUGUUAGGAUUCUUAUUUUUCUGCUGUUGUGGAGGGUUUGGGGAAUCAGGGAUGCACACACUGACAGUGAGCCUGCACACUAACAUCAUGAAGUGAUUAUUUUUAGAAAGAGUUCUACUGAUUUCACUGGGCUCUCGUGUCCCAGCUUUUUUUGGUUUACUCAGUGAUUUUAAAAUAGAGAGGAGAUGGGGAAAUCAGUUGGAGUAGCAAAGUGCUAUACAUGGCUUGCCUGUAGCAACACUUUCAGGGGUAUUUACAGAAGUGAGAAUUGUUGGGAAUUCAGAGUGAAUUACAAAUUCAAGGGCAAAAUAGCCAAACUUGAAAAAUUCCGCUAUGAUUCCAAUUCUACUAUUUUGGCCUCAAAUUAAUGACAAUUCUCAUUUUAGCGACUAGCCAUGUUCUUUUGAGUUAGGCUGCACAUUGCCGUCGGCACUGCUGGAAAAAAAAAAAAAAAAAAAAUCUCAACAUUAGUCUAUAGAAAUCAGUGCUGUGGAUGGCCAAUACAAAAUCGAUUGCUUUUGUUUUUUUUUGUUUUUUUCAAAUAAAGCCUGUGUUAAACAAAAUAUACCUCGUAACUGGUAGUCUCAGUCAUUGUCAAAUGUCAGGUAAUUAUAAGCAUUCUUCUAAGACCAAGAUAAAAUCCUACUUUACCUGGGUUAUAGGUGUGACCUCGGAAAUUGGAGGUUUUCCUGUAAUCUUGUCAUGUACAAACGCUUUCUGCCCCUGCGCUUUGUUAAACAACCCUUCUGUCACUUACCUGGGUCCAGUGCUGAUAUCGGCGCUGGCUCGGGUCCGCCUUCAAUCCUCCCUAAUGCACAUGUGCGGCAAUGGCCACACUCGCAUUAGGAUUUCAUUAUAGGACAGCAUUUCCUAUUCAAUGCUUUCCUACGGGGAUUCCAGUGACGCUGGGCAUCCUCAUGCAUAACGUGAGGACAUCCAGUGUCAUGUAGGCGACCAAAAGUCGCCUAAUGACCCAGAAGUCUCUCUAGUGGCUGAUAGACAGCCACUAGAGGAGGAGUUACCCCAGCAGGUAAUUAUUGCAGUUUAUUAAAAAUUGCAAUAAUGACAUGGUAAGGGUGAUGGGACACUGCACCCAGACCACUUCAAUGAGCUGAAGUGAUCUGGGUGCUUAUAGUGUCCCUUUAAGUUCCAGUGAGGAAUCCCUGUAGUGUUCCGCAAGACAAACACUUUUUCUUUUCUUUUUAAGCAUCAUCCAUAUAUUUUAUAUGCUCCUGUCACUUUAUAAUCACUUAUUCUAAGUGUUUUGUUUUUUUUAAAUUUUUAUUUCAAGUCUGACAUAGCAGUUUACCAUCUUAAAUGUAUAUAUCACGGGAGCAACACUGCCAUCUAACAAGACCACGCGUUACUCAUGCUAGAUGGUACUUAUUCAAAGAGGCUAUUGUUGGGAACUGAGCAAGUAAUUAAUUCAAAGUUAAUGUAGACAUUAAUGCAGUUUUGUUUUUCAUUUUUUUUUCUACUCAUUCUCCAAACUUGCUACUUUGGUCUACAUUUUAAAAAUCUCAACAGUUCCUGUUGAUGUGAAUAAACCUCAUAAUCAAAGAUAAUUCGGCAUUGUGGCGAAAUACCAUUGUGACUUGAGGUCUCACAACUGAAGAGUGAUUGACAUCAGGAAAAAAUGUGCAAAACCAGACUUCUGUGCUAUAAUAGAUUGUAAAGGCUGCCCUUCCCUUUCCUAACAUCUGGCUUGUGAUUCAUUAUAAAUAUCGCACAGUAGACUUUUUUUUACCUUUAUGGUUGGCAAACAUGCCAUAAGUGUUGAAAAACUGUAACGUUCAUGACCAGGACUAAGGUUUUUGUAUGGGAGACUUAGCAGUAACCCUCUCUCCAUUAAUUGCCAAAGACUUGUAGAGUGCUUUACUGCAGCAACCGUAUGCUGUAAGGUUUUCUCCCUGAUUUCCACGGAGAAAGAUCUAGCAUGUAAGCUCACUGAGCAGGGCUCUCAAUCCGUCUAUUCCUGUGUGCCAACGUGUCUGGUUACAACUACGUGUCUGUUAGUCCGUUCAUUGUACAGCGCCACGGAAUUUGCUGGCGCGUUAUAAAUAAUAAUAAUAAUAAUAAUUUAAAAAAAAAACUACUUGGAUGUGGAUUAUAGAGUAUUCUCUGCCCUAUUAUCACUGCUGCUCCUCCAGCAAAUGCUCUGUAGGGGGUUGGAUAAAUUAAACUGAUUUUGCAUGGUUGAAUUGCGUGUUUGGAAAGUUAGUUAUUGCAUGUUAUUAACUGUGCAAUCGUCAUACAUGAGUGAGAUCGAGAUGGCAUCUUUCAUCUUGACAUCCUGCUCUAGCUAAACGACAUUGGGGGCUCUGUCUAACCACAGUUAUUUAGCCACCAGUAUCUUUUAAGGGCAAAAAAUGAUGUUUGCUCAUCUUACUGGAAUUAUCUUUUGCAGAACUCUAUUCCUUUGUGCUUACACAGUGUCCAAAUUGCACAACGUAGGAUGAGUGAUGUAUAGUUCUGCAGCUUAUAGUUGAUUAGAUAUAUAUCUAUAUAUAUCUAUAUAUAUAUAUAUAUAUAUAUAUAUAUAUAUAUAUAUUUUUUUUUUUUUUUUUUUAAAUAGCUUUCUGUAGCUACCAGCUGCCAAGCACAUAGUGCUGUGACUUGCCUAGUUGAAGUGCUAUGUGCACCAUGGCGGGUCUGCAGUGACUGCAAGCUCUUAGAAGGCUAUAAAAAUGUCUCUAGUCAUCGUCGUCCCCAUUUUGGGUAAAACGUUAAUGUUCUCAACUGCCAUAGAAAUAUUUGUGGUUUUAUAUCUCCUUUUACUUUUGUUUAAUAUUGAUCAACUUAUUAUUAUUUAAUAGAUCUAUUUUAUAUAGAAGAACCAGUCUGUGUUGUAAUAUGCUAUUAAACAUUUUAAGACUUCCAAUUAUUAAAGUGCUUGCAUUGAUAUAGUCUUAGGAGGCAUGACCCUGUGGAGAUUGCUUUUAUAUUGUUGAAUUGAAAACGUGGCAAAGUGAAAUGGAGGAUGUGCUAAGAAAUGUCUGCUUGAUAUUUGUAUCCGAUUAUCGAUAUGGCAGUAUAUUUAUAUAGUUACGCACAGAUAUUUUGUCUUCAAUGGCGAAUUACUAUAUUAAUUGUGCUGAUCUAACAGCAGGAAGGUGUGUGCUCUCAGCAAGUAACUGCAAGUUGUUCAGUUGUUGUUUGUUCGCUCAGUGGUAAAUUCAUCAUCUUUCAUUAGAGGGGGAUAUUUAUAAUAGUGCACUAAGAAGUGGAUGUUAAUCAUAGUCCAUUCUGCCAGUUUUCGAAGACCGCCAAAUGUUUUGUGACAGAAAAAUACCAUCACUUUUCUGUCAGAAAAAGUGGCUUGAAAAAGUCAUAAUUCCAUUGCUUUAGCGGAAAAACUGCACAUCUUCCAAAACGAUGGAUACGGUGCAAAAUCUACAGAUCAGAAAAUAUGACACUUGUGACAGAAAAGUCAGUGCUGUGUUGACACCACUUUGAUAAAUAUCCUCCAUAAUGUUAUUGUCACGACUCCAGCACCAUGGUGGCACCAACGGACCAGUAUUGAACUGUGUCAUUUUUGCAUAAUUUUGUGAUAAGGACCACUCAAACUGGUCCUCCGUACAUGUUUCCUGAUCCUUGCAUUCUUUUUUUGAUGCCAUGCUGGUUUGUUUCAUCAUAGCAACAUUAGUCGCACAGAAUGGACUUAUUUAAUGGUUAUUUAAAGCCACGCUAGCUAACCGUCUUUGACCUGCUGUCUUAGUUACUCAAAAGUGUGUUUCGUGUUGUGUUGUGCAUUAUCUGGUUCUGACUUUAGCCUUCACAGUCAUCUGUACUUUCUGCUGGGGAGACUUAGCAGCACGGAGACCUAUACACCUGACCAUUAAUAUAGAAUCUGUAUGUUUUUUGAUAUACUGAAACAUCUAGAUCACAUUUUAAUGUUUCUGAAGUGGAAGUUGUCUUUUGCACUUUUUGGUAAUUUCAGUGUUAGACAAAACUUCUGAAAUGUCUGAAAUCUGACUGUAAGGGCAGCUCUCCUAUUUACCAACACCAAUUAAGCCUGACUGAAAAAUUGGUAUCAUUCAGUGGGAGAAGUUUAAAAUCUCUGCUCUUUGAAUCCAAACCCCAUAACAAGUGAAGGAUUCAGAAUAUAUAAAAGCUACUGAAUAGUUUUUGCAAGCGAAUGAUAAUUUGAACUACAAUUUGCCAACUGGCAGCACUAACAAUAAAACCGUGGUACUGCGAGGGUUAAUCAUUUGGUGGCUGACCACAUUGGGAUGGUCCCUGCAAAAUAACAGGGAGAUCUGGUGGGGUUUUAAAUAAAAUAUUGUGCCCACUGCUGGAUUGGGGAUACUUAAAGGACCACUAUAGUGCCAGGAAAACAUACUCUUUUUUUUUUUCCUGGCACUAUAGUGCCCUGAGGGUGCCCCCACCCUCAGGGUCCUCCUCCCGCUGGGCUCUAGGGUGAGGAAGGGGUUAAACUUACCUCUUUCUCCAGCGCCGGGCAGGGAGCUCUCCUCCUCGGCUGAAUGCGCAUCCGCGGCAAGAGCCGCGCGCGUUCAGCCAGUCUCAUAGGAAAGCACUCACAAUGCUUUCCUAUGGACGCUGGCGUCUUCUCACUGUGAAAAUCACAGUGAGAAGCACGCAAGCGCCUCUAGCGGCUGUCAAUGAGACAGCCACUAGAGGCUGGAUUAAUCCUAAUAUAAACAUAGCAGUUUCUCUGAAACUGUUUAUAGAAAAAAAAAGCUUUAACCAUAGCUGGACCUGGCACCCAGACCACUAAAUUAAGCUGAAGUGGUCUGGGUGCCUAUAGUGGUCCUUUAAUAAAGGCGGGUGAGUAACAUAGUGUUAACCUACCAGCCCCUACUGAUAGCUUGGGGUCUGUUAGUAUAAUAACCUUUUCUCAUAUACUCCUGACUGUAAACACUUAUUUGCACCUCAUCUAAAAUGGCUUGUGGGGAUACAAAUAUGGGUUUGCUACCACUACAAACAUAGAUGUUUAGGGAGAGGUGAUCUUCUCCAAUUCUUCUAUUUAUUUGUCUGCUAAAGUAAAGUUGCUAUGUUCUCUGUUUGAAUGGUUAUCCAUUUUAACGCCUGAUUUCCAUAUGUAAAAAUUUAUUCAUUUUUAAAUGGAGAUAUCACUGCUUUUUUGUACUUUAUAAACUACUCCUAUUUAUUUAUUUUUAUUUCCUCUAGUCUCUCCCAGGUCAGCAGCAUUGCUACUUCCUAAAUAAAGAUGCCCCCCUGUGUGACAAAAGGAUCCUGCAGGGAACACUUCUGAGUAAAAUUCCAUUCCAGCACCCAGGCCAUGUUCCCGUAAUUCUUAAUUUAAUCCGUCACCAGGUAGCCUGCAAUACCUUGAUCGGAAGCUGUGUUAAACGUACAGUACUAAGGGAUGGUAGGUAACUCCUCAGUAUAAAUAUGUUUGUAGUGUCCUCUAUUUGCACAGUUAAAAGAACACUCCAAGCACCAUAACCACUUAAGAGGUCUGUGGUUGUUUUGGUGCCAAAGGCCUUAUGCCCUCUCGUUGUGUAUAGUCUAACUCUUUACAAUGGUUUGACUUGUUACCUUGGGCCCACGGGGUACCUUUCCCUGCCUCUACUACUUAAGACAGCUUCUGUUAGCUCCUGUCCUACAAUGCAGGGCUAGCUCGUUGGCUGGGAGGAUCAGUUGAUCUUUUUGAGCCAGUGAAGUAAGCCCUCACUGCUGGAGACAGGAAGCUUUGUUCAGUGGAAUGCAAGUUAGAAGUCAAAACAUUCUAAAAUGAUGUGACGACUUCCAGUGGGUAGGGGGCCAGGGCCCUCUUGUGACCAUAAGCGCUACAGUACGCUACAGUGGUUAUAGUGAUUGGCGUGUUCCUUUACUCUGUAUUUGUCACAUGGAUUUUUUAAUCUAUUGCACAAGUGGGUAAAUGUUAUGACUCCUUCCUGUAUAAAUAUUAGAUCCAAUUUGAAAAUGCUUUAAGGGAACUGUAACUGUUAUGAAAUUGACCAUUGAAAUGUUUGAUGGUGGUGUCAUUUCUUGGCCAGCUCUGCUAGCCAGCUCACAUACAUGGUUCUACGUUGCAACGUUGUCACUGGGGCAUAUAACCAGGCUGUGAACUUUUUUUGUCUGUGGAUGAUACUUAAAUAAUGAGGUAUGGCAAUAAAUUGGGGAGAGUUAUUUAGAGUGUUCGAAAAAGUGGGGCAGUCACCAGUGGAACCAGCAGGCACAUUCCAUUGGUGAAUCCCCUUACAUUUUUGCACCACAUUUUAGAACUAAAUACCUUUUGAUAAUUCUACUCCAAUGUGUUUUACAGAUUUGCAUGAGUAUAUUGUAUAUUAACAGCUCUUUUAUAAAUCAUGCAUUAAAAUCUGCCUAAAUGAAUAACUGAAAACUGCUAGCUUGAUAAAAAUUCACCUUGGUUACACUUUGCCCCCGACACGGAUUCUCCUUUGAUAUCCUUGUCAGUUAGCCAGUCCUGUACUUACUACGGAAGUGGGCAGUGAAAGCACUGUAGAAAUCAGUGGGGGAUGCUUGUGUGGCUUGGUACAUAUGCAGUUGUUUACAUUCCAGUUAAUAGAAGCAACUCAACAAUAGCGGGAAAACAACUAUAUUUUUAUGACAAAAUGAAAGUGAUCUCACAGGGCUUUCAAAGGAAAUAGAAUGUUUUUAGUUGGAAGUUUCAUCAGGAGCAAAUCAUAAUGCAAAAGGAAACAAAGUAUAUCCAAUAAUGUGUAACCAAAAGGUCUCUGUUACUGUCUAUAAUAUUACAUCAGGGUAUCCUCUAAAAAAGGUGCCAUUAAGGGCCCCCCAUUGUACAGCGCUAUGGAAUUUGCUGGCGCUAUAUAAAUAAUAAUAGAAUAAUAAAGAGCACUGAAACGCUCGCCAGGCGCAGUUAGCACUUUCACUGAUGCAUAAAGUCAGCAUUGCGUGAAAGAUUUAUGUGAGCAAUAAACUCUUGUUUCUCCCCUAGACUGCCCUGGGCUCCUGCACUUUGAAGUGUCUCCCCUUUCUGACUCCAGUGUCAGUAUCUCCUUCCAGCAUCCAGUUAAUGAUUCCCUUGUGUGUGGUAAGUAAUUCUUUCAUAGUUUUGCAGUAUUGUAUCGGUGUACUGGUAAUAAAAUUGCAAACGCACCAGUUUUUAUUCACUAAACUUGGGGCUGUGGAGAAUUGAUCAGGAAAUUGCUGAUUAUGGGUCUAAAUAACUGAUUUUUUUAAAACUAUAAUGAAGUGUAUGGGGAGCAGGAGCGCUGGCGAGCAGGGGCACUAUGGUAGAUCGGGUAGAUAGAUGGGGAGUAUGGACUCCUUCUAGCUUACCCCACACUUACCUGUUCAGGCCACAUUUAGCACUGCUGCACACCAAGCCCCAUGCUAAGUUCCGCCUCCAUCGCCCUGUUUGCAUUAUUGGCAAUAUCGGUAUCUAUAUAGGCCGAUGCCGAUAUUGCUGAAAAUUCAGAAUAUUGGCCAGACCGAUAAUCGGUCGAUCCCUAGUAUUAAGUGCGGUUCUGGGGUUCUAGGAGUGAAACAAACAGCAGUAACAUACCAUUAGUUUCCAUGGCGAUUACUCCACUUUUAGUCCUUUGUCCCAGAAAUGCUUUUUACACACACCUGUCUGUUUUUUAAAAUAAAUAAACAAUAUAGCUUAAUGCAUGUUGUAAAUAUUAUGGUAUAACAUUUACAUUUUUACAAAAGUGUUGAUUUUUUUUAAAUUUAUUUCUGGUUCAUUGGUUUUGUUUUACCUGUACAAAUGGAGAGUGGUGAUCACGGUGCUCAUGCCGCUGAUGCCUGAGUAGCCACUGAUGGUCUACCACCCCUAUAAGAAAGCUUGGUGUUUCUCCAUUAUGGUGCUUUGAAGACACUCCCUUCCUUUUUUUAAGGAGAAGAGUGGCACUCUAUUGGUAGCACUGUGUCGAAGUAGUGUUUUGAAGUCCCUUAAGAUGCCGGCUCUUUAAUGUAUGUUGGAGAGUUUGACAUGCAUUAUGUAUGGGUUUGGAGGCUGCGCUGUGAGGUUUUAUGUGUGUGUAUGUGAACUGUGUGGGAUAGCUGUUUUGUGAUUGCAUAUGGUGAUGGUGUGUGUGAUUAUGAGCCACCUCCUGUGUUAUGUAUGCAUGUAUGCUGUGUUCUAGAUGAGACAGACCAUUGCUAUGAUAAUGCACCUCUCCAAGAAGCGUUGGACCGUAGGGGAGGGUUAUUUGUGGUGUCUGCGUCCGCCGUAGGUCAGGCCACAGGCUCUGGGUCAGCUGGGUUGUCCUCUGAUCUUCACAAUGUGCUCAUUUGGGUCCAGCAGCCUCGCUUGCCAUAGGUUGCCGACCCCUGGUAUAAGAGCAUAUCCACAUGAAAAUGAGCAGUAUUGUAUUGAUUUUCCUCCUGGAGGGACAUGUUGAUUUGAUACUUUAGGUUGUUGAAUCACACCUUUCCAUUAAUGUUAAAUCUCCUUUUUUCACUGCCUUGGUUUACUUUACGUUGUUUAGAAUGUGAAUUGGGCCACUUUGUAUGGCUUUUAAUGUGGGCGCCAAUCCCUCACCAGUCAAUAGAUGGAAAGAACUUGCCUGGAGCUUCAGGGAAUUCAAUAAUAUUGAAAAGGAGGGUUAUAAUGAAAUGUUAGGAGCGUAAGGAACAGCAAGCCAAUGUUUAGAUAGGACAUUUUCUGAUAAUAUACGUGCUGCUAUUUACUGAAAUGCUGUCCUUAUCGAGUUUGAAUCUGGAUAUCCCUCUUACUGAAGUUAAAUUGCAUAUCUGUAUUGAUCCGAGAACUCUGUCUGUCCAGUGGGUAUGUUGAGAAUCUUGGUUCUGCGACACCGUGCAAACCGCUCCGUGUUUAAUAGGUUUUAGCGAGUAGCUGGGUCACAGUCCUUUGCCGUAAUGUUUUUUCUAACAUGGUAUCACUAUGAAGACAUCGUAUUAUUAGUAAGAUUACUGUGCAGGUCUUGUAGUUGCUGCACGGUGCAUAAUAAACAGUCAUGGUAAAUGAGCAGGGAAUUCCCUGUUUUCACAGGGUUAUUGUAGGGGAACUGUAGCUUCCCUGGAAAUGAAACCACUGAACUAAACAUUGAAAAUCACCUAGAACUUAUUUUAAGCUUUUUAUUCACGAGAUGAUCCAUUUCGUUAUAAAUUGGUUUGAAAGGAUUUAACAUAUGCCAACAUAAUCUAGUUCACAUAAGGCAAAGCCAGGGCAAACACUGCACAUUGAACAUAAAAAUACAAACCAGGUGUAAAGUGCAGAACUUUUAAUGAAGAUUGACAGGAUGCUGCAGGAUAUAGAGAUGUCGACAUUUAACUUUAUUUUUUACACCUCUCAAAUGCACAUUUGGUAAAGUGGCACUGAAAUUACAACCGAGUCAAAAGAUAUACCGAUACUCCGUAUUUUUGUUUCUCUCUGUAUUUUUCCUGUGCUUGACACUUUUUGACACUGGGCAGAACUACCACUGUCGAGAUGUCAAUUCCCUGGUUGUCACCUGUGAUCGCUGCAGGAAAUUGGCUCGAUCUAUGGAAGAUCCUGAGAUCUCGCGGGAUCCUCCAUAGACCUCAAUGCUGUACUCUCAUGCAUGCGGGAGAGUACAGCAUUGACUCCGGCUCCUGAUUCAGAAGAGGACCCGCCAGAAGAGGAUGGCGGUUCCCUCAAAUGGUUCUGGCCACCGGACCCCAAGCAGCAUUGGAUGGCUGCAACAGAUGCUUCCUGGGGCAGUGCUGCACAGUGUGCAGUAGUUCCAUUAAGUGUCUCCACCCUCUGCAUGGAGACACUGAACUUUCCUCAUAGAGAUGCAAUAAUUCAGUGCAUCUCUAUGAGGAGAUGCUGAUUGGCCAGGGUUGUAUUUGGCUUGUGCACGUUCUGCCCCUGAUCUGCCUUCUUGACAGUCUCUUCCAAUCCUAUGGUAAAACAUUGUGCUUGACUCACAGAAUCACUUCUGAUGUCAGCCAAGCAGGUAGAUCAGAGGCAGCAGCUGCAAACUUGAAUACUAGUAAGAUGUUACUAUAUUUAGGGGGGUAAUAGGGACCAAGGGGAGAUGAAGGGUGGUUUUAACACUAUAGGGUCAGAAAUACAUGUUUGUGUUCCUGACCCUAAAGUGUUCCUUUAAUGGCUAAAAGGGAGAUUCUCUGCUUUUGCUUUACAGCGUGCAAAACAUCAAUGGUUUAUAAUUCUUCAAAUGAGUGUACCCAAUGGGCUAUCUAACUUAAGCUCUCUUUCUAUUGAAGCUUAAAUCACCUCCCACUAAGCUUGGUAAUAUAAAUAGUGUUUAUUGCAAUGUUUGAUUUAUGCCUUAGACUUGUGAGAGAAUAUUUUGGGUUAUACCAGCCAGUGCUAUGUUGUUUUGUUGGUUUAGAGAUCAUCAUAAUCCCCAAUUCUACUGCUUUUCUAAGGGUGGCUCUUGAGAAGUUCCAAUGUUUCUGCAGUGACUGAAGGACUGAUAAAGAAAGGGAUUUAUAAAGCCUAAUAAAUCCUCCAUCAUAAGCAUGAAUGGCUCAACCGGUUUAUAAAUGUGUUUUUUUUGGCACUGCCCUAUAUUGUGCGCUGUGAAUGUUACUCUUUAAUAAAAUGUAAGUCUAUAGUAUUGUAUGGCUGAUUCUCUAUUCAGUUUGCUUACAGAUAUCAAGGAGUAACAAAAUAAAAAAUAUCUUGAGACUUAGGUUUCUGCUGCAGGUUUUCUAGCAGGCUAUUUAAAGCAUUUGACAAGACUAGAGCUGUGCCAAAAUGCCCAUUUCUUCCCACUGGAACUUUUUCUCCCUGACAAUUAAAGGGAACAUAGAUUAGGAAUAUACAAACAUGCUUUCCUGUUGUGAGUGUAUAUAGUUUAUAUUGAUUCCCCCCACCUCCCUCCAGUGCCUAUGCGCAGUAGUUUUUAUACUGCGGCAAUCCACUCCCAACGUUUUGAACCUUCACGCACUACGCAAAGACACUAAAUGUAGGUCCAGAGAUUGCAUGACCCCACCAGAAAGAACCUGUAGUGGCUGUCUGAGUGGAAGCCAAUAGAGAUGGCAGUAUUUACAUUGCUUUCUAUGCCCAUUUCUCAGCAUUGCAGGCACAAUCUAUUUGCACCUGAACCACUACAUUAAGCUGUAGCGGUUCAGGUGCUUAGCCCAUGCUCCAUACAAUCUAUGCAAGCUCCUAUUAACUAAACAUGACAUUCACAUUUUCUAUUUGUAUUUUAUAUUUAUCUGGUGUCUGCCUCUCUCUUCUCUUACAGUGGUGAUGGACGUGCAAGACUCAACCCAUAUGAAUUGUAAGCUGUACAUGGGUUUAUCUGACGCUCUCAUCUGUACAGACGACUUCAUCACCAAAGUUGUCCAGAGGUACGUAACUAUGUUCUGAGAGGUAUUUUGCUUGUGCAGUGGUUGGUAGAGAUUCAUACGAUGGUCGGCAGUAAUGAGCCAGCUAUAUUUAGGAGUGGAUCUGAUAUCUUUUAGAAUGCGGUGAAACUAGACCUAUGAAAGAUUGAUGGAAAGCCUGAUUUAACAUAAAUGCUAAUGGAUUACUCUGAGCUGCAGAAGCAUGAUGCUGAUCCUGUCAUUUAUCAGCUGAGUGCUUUCAGCCAAUGAAUGAAAAUCUCUGCAAAAUAUAUGCACAUAAUUAAAUGGACGCAAUAGUCACCAAAAUAACUUUAGCUUAAUAUAGGUGUUUUGGUGUAUAGAUCAUACCCCUGUAGUUUAAAUGCUCAAAUCUCUGCAAUUUAGGAAGUAAAUCACGUUUAUGCAGCUCUAGUCAAACAUUUCCAUGCACAUGACCUACAUACACAACCUUCCUACACACUUCUUGUAAAGAGAAAUCUAAUGUUUAAAGGAACACUAUAGGCACCCAGACCACAUUAUCUCAUUAAAGUGGUCUGGGUGAAGUGCCCCUGUCCCCUUAACCCUGCAAGUGAAAACAUUGCAGUUUUUCUUCACUGCAAUAUUUAAAUUGCAAGGUUAAGACCGCCUCUAGUGUUGCUUCCUCAAUUCACACAGAAUUUAACUGCAAAAACAUAAACAAAACUGCUUUAACUCUUAAAUGGCAAAGAAUUGAACAGUGAGACUGCAGGGGCAUGAAUCGUACACUAAAACUGAUACACUAAGCUAAAGUUGUUUGGUGCUUUGAACUUCCCUUUAUCAUUAGCUAUCUUAGAAAUCUAAUUUUUUUUUAUUUUAUGAAUGCAUACAGAAUAUCUUUAAAAAAAUACAGGCUUAGAGGUCAGAUCUGGGUAUGACACUUUAACAGCCCAGUUAGGAUUCAAAUUACUAUAGCAAUCAAAAUUCACAUUGCAAGGUCAUUUUUAUUUAUUUUAUUUAUUUAUUUUUGACUCUGCCAAUCUGGUGGUGGAGCGCAUUGGUCUGUACUUCUUGUUGGUGCAGACCAUUUUAAGUGCUCUCUAGCAAUUCCAGCUCUCUGUGAGGGGGUCAGAGUGCAUUCACGAAUUGCCAGACCACAAGGAGCAAUUAAUAUCAUCUGUACCAAGCAGAGAUGUGGACUAUACGCUCCGCCACUAGACUACCAGGAAAGAUAGCCCAAAAACAGCCACCAUACAUUACAUUGCAGGACAUUAUGGUGAGGUUUAUUCUAGUGGAGCUCUGUGAUGCUGUCAUACUAAAUGCACAUAACUCUGUUUUAUAGCUGUGAAGCUCCAUGCUACAGUACUAUGCUCAUUACUGUGAUUUCUAUUGUGGAGAAAAUGAGAUACACACUACAAAAUGCAUCUUUUCCUUGGUAGCCAGACAUCGUUACAACGGCACUGGUUUAAGGAAUAACUAAUAGUGAGAGUUUAGGGAUCACGCUGUACAGAAUCAAUACACUAUUAACACAGCUGCUGAGUCACACUUACACUUGACAUGUAGCACCUGGAAAGAAACAAAACCUAUUGCUACUCUUUAUCAAGUCCAUGUGUUUGUUUAUACACUGCUUGCGACAUAUCGCAAAGGGCCUUGCGUGCUGUUUCUUUAUUAAUCAGCAAGUAGUUACAGAACAGUCUGUUCCAUAUCACCUAUACUUUGUGUGCUACUUUUAUUGUGUCCCAUUUCCAGUCGUACUUCUACUAGCUUGGAAGGCUCCUGUCAAUCACUCAAGGUGUUGCAAAAUUGCAGUUAUUAAUGAUUUGAACUCUGAUCCGUCUUGCUUUGUGUUAUACUGCUUUCCAACACUGUGUACUUUUGCCUGCAAUAAAAGUCAGGUUUGGAGUCUAGACGAGUUGUAUCCUUUGCCACCUUGAUUUUAGAGAGCAGUAGAUUUGAAGGUCAAUCUAAGUACCAUACCAACUUGGCAGUCAACCUCCCUUCUGAAAGGGCCUUACAGCUGAAGUGAUUUGUACAAAUCUAUGCAGCAGUAAGCCUGCCCUUGGCUUGAUCAUUGCGAAGGAUGAGUUUUUAAUUCCUUCUUUAAUUUGUCAAUCUUGCCAGAAACAAAAGCAGGAUGACGCUCGGUAAUGGAGUCUGCAGUUUAAAGGGACACUUUAGUCACCAGAACAACUAUAGCAUAAUGUAGUGGUUCUGGUGAGUAUAAUCAUUGCCUUCAGGCAUUUUCAUGCAAACACUGCGUUUUCAGAGAAAAGGCAGUGUUUACAUUGCCCCUAGGGACACCUCCAAGUGGCCACUCCUCAGAUUGCCACUGGAGGUGCUUUCCGGCUCAGUGCUGCUCAGUAGGCAGCGCUGCCGUUCAGCGUCCCCACACUCUGCAUGGGGACACUGAAUUUUCCUCAUAGAGAUGCAUUGAUUCAAUGCAUCUCUAUGAGAAGCUGCUGAUUGGCCAAAACAGUGUUUGGCCCCGCCCCUUGCUGAUUUUAGCUAAUACAAUGCUUGCUGAUUUUAGCCAAUACAAUGCUUUCCCCGCCCCUUGCUGAUUUUAGCCAAUACAAUGCUUAACACAAUAAAUGGGUUAAUCCAGCCCUCAAAUCCUCUAGUGGCUACCUCAUUGACAGCCGCUAGAGGCGCUUGCGUGAUUCUCACUGUGAAAAUCACAGUGAGAACAAGCAAGCGUCCGUAGGAAAGCAUUGUAAAUGCUUUGCUAUGAGACCGGCUGAAUGCGCGCGCAGCUCUUGCCGCGCGUGCGCAUUCAGCCGAAAGGAGGGAGGAGAGGAGGAUCGGAGGCGGAGAGCUCCCUGCCUGGCACUGGAGAAAAGUAACUUUUAACCCCUUUCCUCUCCCCAGAGCUGGGCGGGAGGGGGACCCUGAGGGUGGGGACACCCUCAGGGCACUAUAGUGCCAGGAAAACGAGUAUGUUUAAUGGUGGAUUUAGCACUAUAGGGUCAGGAAUACAUGGUUGUGUCCCGGACCGCAUAGUGUUCCUUUUAAAUACAGGCAGUCCACAUAUAAAAAAUAAUAUAAUAUAAUAAUAUAUAUCUCGCAGGAAACACCAAUGCACACAGCAUCACCCUCCAAGCUAAAUAAAUUGCUGUAUAUUUAUUUGUUCAUUAAAAACCUACAUAAGCUGGAGAUGAGGGCUGAUUUCAUCUGAGACAAUAUUGCCGCACAUACAACUUGGAAGGCUCUGUCUGUCUGUCUACGGUUACAAGAUCAGACAAGCCUGAAGCUGCAGUCAUCUGUGCAGCUUCAGGAUGUUUUGAAGUUAUUUAUUUAAUAUAAUUCUUAUUAAUGAUCCUUUAUUAAGAACAAUUAGAAUUAUAUGGCUGGAGGAUAUAUUAUUUAUCCUCUAAACAUCUUGUGGAGACCUUACUACACAAAAAGUUAAAUCGGAACCACAAGGUACAGUCCUUUCUUCUGCUAAAUUUUUCUGGCACACAAACAAAUUGUAUUAUUUGUAUCUAGAUCGAAAUUUCAAAUCACACCUCAUUUUAAAGAAACAUUCUAGAUAUUAUAACCACUUCAGUGAGAGGGAAUGGUUAUGCUGCUUGGAGUUCCCUGACACUGCCCUUCCAUUAAGUGUUAAACCAUUUUCAAGUAGAUUGACACUGAAUGAAAGUCUCUGGCCACCCACAGCCCGGCGGCCCCCACUUGAUAGAAACAUAGAAUGUGACGGCAGAUAAGAACCAUUUGGCCCAUCUAGUCUGCCCAAUUUUCUAAAUACUUUCAUUAGUCCCUAGUCUUGUCUUAUAGCUAGGAUAGCCUUAUGCCUAUCCCACGCAUGCUUAAACUCCUUUACUGUGUUAACCUCUACCACUUCAGCUGGAAGGCUAUUCCAUGCAUCCACUACCCUCUCAGUAAAGUAAUACUUCCUGAUAUUAUUUUUAAACCUUUGUCCCUCUAAUUUAAGACUAUGUCCUCUUGUUGUGGUAGUUUUUCUUCUUUUAAAUAUAGUCUCCUCCUUUACUGUGUUGAUUCCCUUUAUAUAUUUAAAUGUUUCUAUCAUAUCCCCCCUGUCUCGUCUUUCCUCCAAGCUAUACAUGUUAAGAUCCUUUAACCUUUCCUGGUAAGUUUUAUCCCGCAAUCCAUGAACCAGUUUAGUAGCCCUUCUCUGAACCCUCUCUAAGGUAUCAAUAUCCUUCUGAAGAUACGGUCUCCAGUACUGUGUACAAUACUCCAAGUGAGGUCUCACCAGUGUUCUGUACAAUGGGAGCACUUCCCGCUUUCUACUGUUCUACAAAUACCUCUCCCUAUACAACCAAGCAUUCUGCUAGCAUUUCCUGCUGCUCUAUUACAUUGUCUGCCUACCUUUAAAGGACCACUAUAGUGCCAGGAAAACAUACUCGUUUUCCUGGCACUAUAGUGCCCUGAGGGUGCCCCCACCCUCAGGGACCCCCUCCCGCCCGGCUCUGGAAGGGGCAAAGGGUUAAAAACUUACCUUUUUCCAGCGCUGGGCGGAGAGCUCUCCUCCUCCGAUCCUCCUCUUCUCCUCCUCCUGGGCUGAAUGCGCACGCGCGGCAAGAGCUGCGCGCGCAUUCAGCCGGUCACAUAGGAAAGCAUUUACAAUGCUUUCCUAUGGACGCUGGCGUGCUCUCACUGUGAAAAUCACAGUGAGAAGCACGCAAGCGCCUCUAGUGGCUGUCAAUGAGACAGCCACUAGAGGAAAUAGGGGAAGGCUUAACCCAUUCAUAAACAUAGCAGUUUCUCUGAAACUGCUAUGUUUAUGAAAAAAUGGGUUAACCCUAGCUGGACCUGGCACCCAGACCACUUCAUUAAGCUGAAGUGGUCUGGGUGCCUAAAGUGGUCCUUUAAGUCAUCAGAAAUAAUCACCCCUAAAUCCCUUUCCUCAUAUGUUGAGGUUAGGACUCUAUCAAAUAUUCUGUACUCUGCCCUUGGGUUUUUACGUCCAAGAUGCAUUAUCUUGCACUUAUCCACAUUAAAUGUCAGUUGCCACAAUUCUGACCAUUUUUCUAGUUUACCUAAAUCAUUUGCCAUUUGGCUUAUCCCUCCUGGAACAUCAACCCUGUUACAUAUCUUAAAUGUCUAAGGCAGAAGUAGCACACUUCCUUCUAGACCAUGGGUCGUCAACCUGGUCCCUACCGCGCACUAGUGGGCGUUUCAAGAUUCCAGGUGGGCGGUAGGGAUUUCCUCAUUUUGAGAGACCAGGCGGGCGCGAGCCGGCGGUACCCCUGUGACCAGGUACCGUUGUCACCAUUUGCGGCCCCGGCCUGCGUGGUAAACCGCCGGGGCCGUCGUCCAAGGAGUCCAUCAAGUGGCCCAUGCUGUCAGGGAUGUGGAUUGUAAGGGGGCCCAGUCAGCGCUAGGCGCUUGAACAGCGCGACCGGGCCCCUUGUGGUUACAAUACAGAGCUGGGAGGAAGUGACUGCACGUCACUCCUCCCAGCUAACACACAGACUGCGCGGGAGGAAGCAUAGUGAAUCAGAGUGGGAACUCUGACUCCCAUCCACCUGAGCCACCACUGUAAGGAAAGGAAAUUUUUCCAUCGAGAAAGAUGCAUUAGUGGGCGGUAGGUAGAAAAAGGUUGACUACCACUGUUCUAGACAUACCAAUUCAUACCAGCAAUUGGCAGCUGUGAGAGGCUGAAAGCGGACAACUGACACUCUCAGCCAAUCUCAAGCGCCUAUUGCUGCUCAGGCCAAUGCGCCUAUUGCUGCUCAGACUCAUUAGCACGAGAAGCACAGAGGGGACAGGUUGCUGAGGACUUUCAUUUAGCAUCAAACCAUUAAAGCUGUUUAACAGUCAACAGAAGGAUGGCUUUAGGGCAGGGGUAGGAAAUCUUUGUUACUCCAGAUGUUGUGGACUACAUCUCCCAUAAUGCUCUUAAAGCCAUAAUUCUUGUAAAACAUCAGGGGAGAUGUAGCUCACAACAUCUAGGAGACUGCACACUAUAACCUUUUAACCCUAGGACGUCUUUACUUUUGUCCUAUGUGUAUGUGUUAUCUAGAUUAUUUUUGUAUUAUAUGAGAUAAGUGUGUGUGAUCUAAAUAGCGAACACUCUCACCACAGCACCAACAUUGCGGAAUGCUUUAGUCAUUGCGAAAUUAAGGUAAUUUUUUGCAGUUAAGCUAGGAAUAACUAUGACUUUUGUUGGAUUGUCUAACAGUUUAUAACAAUGGACUUAAAAAAGACAUCAGGCACUAAUGUUGAGGAGAAUUAAAAUAAGACGUAACCCCAUCUCUAAGAUACACAUUGGCCCAACAACCUCAUAUUUUUUUCCCACAGACAGUUUUGCUUCUAAUUACACAGAGUGGAACUUUACCAACACAAUCUGUCACAUUCGCCCUCUUACCUUGUCAAUUUCCACUACUUUUCUGCAUAAUUUGAUUCCUCAAUUACAGCUAGGCAUGUGGUUCUAGGACUCUGCUCCAUGCUCUUGCAUAUAUACUGCCAUGUGUCUCAUACUACUGUAAAUCUUUUUGUCGUUCCUGUCCAAUUGUAUACAACUAUGCAAACUUUGCUUGACCUUAUGCAGCAUAAACUAUAACUUUGUUGUUGAUAUGCAUGAAGAUAUAGAAAUGGUUAAUUAGCAUAGAUCUUACAAAGUCACCGUGUUAUUUUGUAAAGAAGGUAAUAUCACUUGGUUAAUUCAGUCCAUUUCUAUAAAAGGAACACUCCACAUACUGUAACCACUAUGACCCGCUGUAGUGGUUAUGGUACUAUGAGAAUAGUUUGACAAUUUAUCUGGUGUCCACUGUUCAUCUGCCACACCUCCUGGACAGCUGAAAACUCCUGUAAGCUCCACUGAGCUAAGCCCUAUCAUCACUGUAUUUGAACAAGAAAACAUAGGUUUGAAUCCUGGUCAGGAUACCUACCUCAAAUCCUUAUAAACUGCAAGCUUGUUUUUGCAUGUUAUUCUUCACCUCUACCCUCUUUCUAUGAUCGUAAAGCCUUGCGGAAUGUGUUUGCACUAUAUAAAUGACAAUAAAUGUUAGGGCUGGCUCGUUGCCAGAAAGGGUAGGUUGAGCACUUUUCGCCAGCGAUUGCCAUCUGCACCAGUGGGCUUAACUCAAUGCAGAGAUUUCAGGCAGUAGAAGAGGUGGCAGCAGGCACCUGGUAGAUCUCCGGUAAGUUGUUAGAUCGUUCUCAGAUGGCUUAACUACUUACCCUAGGAGGGUGAAAAGGAACUCCUUGCCCUAUAACCACUUACAGCUGUCUCUUUUUUCACAAAAACAAAACAUAGUUAUUCAUUAUAAAUGCAGACAAAAUGUUUUCUAUGUAUCAAUGUUAGGUUUCUUAAUUACAAUCUAAUGUGAUUUUCUUACUCUAUUAUGUAGGUGUAUGUCCAUUCCCGUGACCAUGAGAGCUAUCCGUAGGAAGGCAGAGACCAUCCAAGCUGACACACCAGCCUUGUCCAUCAUUGCUGAGACUGUGGAAGACAUGGUGAAAAAUAAUCUUCCUCCAGCAAGCAGUCCUGGUUAUGGAAUGACCCCAGGCUCUACUGCUCUGAGUGGCAUCACCACACCAACCAGUUCAUACCCUUCCGGGCCCAUUACUGCCCUCUUCAACAUGGGUAUAAAGGAACGACAUGACUCCACAGGCCAUGGAGAAGAUUUCAGCAAAGUUACACAGAACCCCAUUCUCACAAGCCUUCUCCAAAUCAAAGGGAAUGGAGGUGGGACUCUGGGCUCCAGCCCCACGCCUCCUCAUCAUACACCACCUCCUGUCUCCUCUCCAGCAAGUAACACCAAAAAUCAUCCCAUGCUGAUGAACCUACUGAAAGAUAAUCCACCACAGGACUUUUCUUCCCUGUAUGGAAGUAGCCCUUUAGAGAGACAGAACUCUUCCGGUUCUCCUCGUACAGAGCUGGGUCCUUCUGGGACUGGAAAACCCAAGAAAAAGCGACCAAGAACAGGAACAGAGAAGACUAAGAACCAGACUGAAGAUGACUUUCAGAGGGAACUCUUUUCUAUGGAUGUUGAUUCCCAGAACCCUAUAUUUGAUGUUAGCAUGACUGGUGACGCACUGGACACGCCCCAUAUCACACCUGCACCUAGUCAGUGUGGUACACCACCAACUGUGUAUCAGCAGCCAAUUUCUCAUACACAGUCUGGCAUGCAAAGAAUGGUGAGGCUUCCCAGCACUGAUGCCAUUAUCCCUGAUGUCACAGACAUCCUCACAGAUAUAGCAGAAGAAGCAUCCAAACUGCCAGGGCCUGGAGAGGAUUGCCCCAAUCUUGGCACUCCUGUAAGGGACUCCUCUAGCUCUGGACACUCUCAAAGUACCCUUUUUGACACAGAUGUGUUUCAGGUAGAUGGUGGUGGAGGGGGAGACAAUCCAUAUGCAGAUGCAGCUGAUCUUAUUGCAGAGGCCAAUGGGAGCCCCAACAGUGACUCACCUUACUUUAACAGUGUGGAUUUUAACCCUGACUUACUGAAUAGUCAGAGUGGCUUCACUGAUGACCUAAAUGAAGACAGCAGCCAGAGUGGAGACCAUGAUUUCAAGGACUUUCCAGGGCAAGGAUUAGCUGCCUUAGGUAUAGUAGCAGGACUUCCAGUUGAUGGGGGUGAUGGAAAGUACAAAAUGACAGACACUGUAGACUUCAGCAUUAUUGCAAAUAGUGGGGCCAAAGCACUAAGUGGGGUGGAUAUUAUGGAAACCCACAGUGGGAGCCAGAGUCCACUUUUGGGUGGAGAGCUAGGGAAAGACCGACCACAGAAGCAAAGAGUGAAGGAGAACAGCAAUGGGGGAGCAGGUGGAGUGGUGUUAGGUGGGAUGCAGGGUGCAGGUAUAGAUGUAAAAUCUGGAAAACGUAGCAGAACCCCAUCUAGUGAUGGGAAGAGUAAAGACAAACCACCUAAGCGCAAGAAAACAGAGCCAGAUGGCAAGUCACCUUCUCAUAUAGCUAAUCGUCCUUUUACCCCUCCAACCAGUAGUGGGGGUUCAAAAUCUCCUGGGACCUCAGGGAGAUCUCAGACUCCUCCUGGCAUGGCUACUCCUCCUAUCCCCAAGAUCACUAUUCAGAUUCCUAAGGGGACUAUGAGUGUGGGAAAGCCAUCAUCCCACGGCCAGUAUUCCAGCAGUGGAUCAGGGAGCUCUUCAAGCAGCAAAAGUCAUCAUGGCCACUCAUCAUCAUCAUCUACUUCUGGUAAAAUCAAAAACAAAUCUGAUGGGUCCUCUGGUAUGAAAAUGGGGGGUUCAGGAGGUGGCAUAUACUCUGGCCAGAGUGGAGCUGGUGGCAGCCAGGCCAAAAGUGGUUCUCAGUCCAUGGGAAAGCAAGGAUCUUCCCCCAUCACCAAACAUGGGUUAGGCAGUGGAAGCAACAGCUCAGGGGGCAGCAAAACUAAACCCCAAGGGAAACCAUCUGUGCUAAUGAAUCCCUCCCUGAGCAAGCCAAACAUUUCUCCCUCCCAUUCAAGACCAUCUGGAGGGUCUGAAAAACUUUCCUCCCCCAUGAAGCCCAUGCCAGGCACUCCACCUUCUUCGAAAGCCAAGUCUCCAAUUGGCUCAGGAGGUCCACAUAUGGGGGGAGGUUCUAACUCCAACAUGAAGUCAUCCUCAGGACUCGUAUCUUCAGGGUCCCUUUCUCAGAAGCCUAAUUCUUCAUCCUCUUCUUCCUCCUCCUCCUCUUCAUCAUCUUCAUCAUCAUCAUCUUCUUUCUCAGGCGGCUCCAACUCCAAUGUUUCUCAGAAUCUCCAUGGCAGCUCCAAGGGAAAGUCUCCGAGCAGAAAUAAGAAACCUUCACUUACAGCUGUCAUUGAUAAACUGAAACAUGGGGUGGGAACAGGAGGUUCAGGUUCUGAGGAUCCUAUGGAUGGAGGGGGAGCACCAUCAGUUGCAAGCGGUCAUGGCAUGUCCUCCAAGCAUGGAAUGGUGGGAGGUGAGUACCCAGCAAAACGGGAAAAAAGUGAGAAGGAUAAAUCAAAAGUGUCCGUCUCCGGUGGACCAUCUGAUCCUUCCAAGAAAGGUGGGGACCCAAAGGGCUCUGGUAGCACUGGGGUAGCUAAAAUUAUUAUAAGCAAACAUGAUGGAGGAUCUCCCAGCAUCAAGGCAAAGGUAACCCUACAAAAGCCUGGAGAAGGGGGAGGGGAGGGAAUGAGAACACAGAUGGCCAAAAACUAUGGGUCUCCAUUAAUAAGUGGCUCUACCCCAAAACAUGAGCGGUGUUCACCAAGCCAUAAUAAGUCUCCAGCAUAUACCCCACAGGCAUUGGACAGUGAAAGUGAGUCAGGUUCCUCUUCCAUUGCAGAGAAGUCCUACCAAAACAGCCCUAGCUCAGAUGAUGGAGGCGGCGGGGGAAGCCGGGCUCAGCCGGAGUACAGUGCGGAGAAACACAAAAAGCACAAGAAAGAAAAAAAGAGACUUAAGGAUAAAGAAAGGGAGAGAGAAAAGAAGAAGUCCUCUUACAGCAUGAAGCCAGAAAGUUGGUCCAAGUCUCCCAUCUCUUCUGAUCCUGGAUUGACCAUGGGUGGAGGCUCCUUAUUGACCUCAGACAGAGCAGCCAGGCCCAGCCCAAGUUUUUUAAUGGGUGAAGAUGAUGACUUAAUGGACGUGGCGCUUAUAGGGAACUAAAACCUGCAGUAUUGGUUUAACUCUGUUUAUUUUAAAUUACUUUGUCUAUAUGCUGCCAGAAGUACUAUAUUGGAAAACAGUUAAUUGCAUCAGUCCUUUUGGCAUAAAUUGGAUCAAUUUCCAGUAUUCAUAGCCCCUUUUAUGCACAUUGAUGGCCAUCCAACGUUUUUUUAUUUUUUUAUUUUACGGGGGACACUUUUUUAAAACAAAUUAACAAAAUAAGCUAAAAUGAUUUUGUCAAAUAGCAAAAACUGGUAUCUCCUGUUACCACUCCUUUUUUUUUUUUUUUUUAUUACCAAAAUCUCACAACCAUAAUUGACACAAGCCAUUUGUGUUUAUAGCAGUGCUCAGCUGAGGAAUAGUUCUUAUUAACAAUAAGAUGUCAAAAAGCAUAGAACGUUAUUUAUUAUUAUUAUAGUGGUUAACAGCUGACUGCAUACAUUACAUAUGCUAUCCCAUACCUAAAAAAUAAUGAAAAUAUUUAAUAUGUAUAUUUAUGUACAUGUGUGUAUAUUAAUUACUGCUCACUCACACUGUUUUCUAGUGAACUCCCUUAGUAGUUUGAGUAAAAGAGCCACACUUACAAGUCCGUCAGCAUUUUCAAUUACACAGUUUGGCAUCAUUUAUAAUUACAACCCCAUUAAAAAGUUAUUUAUAAUUAUUUUAUUACAUUUUUCUGUUUGAUCAGUGAGAUGACACACAAACUCUAAACCAAAAUAGAUCAUAUGUUAAAGUAACAUCCCACUCAAAGAUUUAUUUUUUCAUAGUUAAUUUUUAUUAUUUUAAAAUUCAAAUGGAUCUGCUGCCAAAGGUAAUAUUAUAAAAUGUUUUUGUUUUGUUUUUUAAUCUCUUGAGCAGUUUUAAAUUAAACCAAUGUAAAAAUAAUUAAUAUACGUUUUUCUAGCUUUAUCUGUCUUUACAUUAUAUAGUAUUCUAUUUUCGUGCCUACAAUUUACGGAGAAGACCACAGUGUUAAGAUAAUUUUAAUAACCAAAUUUUAAACUAAUCGGCUCAUAAUCAAAAAGACACUGUUUUCCUAGUUAAUUGGAUUCAUGGGUUAGGAAUAUGUUCUAAGCAGAAGUGAUAGCACAAUGGAUGUCAGGAUAACAUAAACAGUAGAUGACAUUCCAUUUAGAAAAAUGUUAGUGUGAAAACUGUUUAUUUUAUAUUGCCAUUUUUCAAAAUGAUCCACCAUCUAUAAUAUCUGAAGCCCAUCAUACAUCAUCAAAAUGGAAUUUAAUGAUCACAAGAUUAUAGAACUCUCUAAGCUUGCCCAAGGUCUUAAGUGACCAGAUUUUCAUUUUCCCCUGUGCAAGUAGUUCAUUUUUACAAAAUUUACAAAUUAGAUUUCAAUAGUAGCACAAUCUGACAGGAAGACAUAUUAAGGCAGGUGGUCUUAAAAAAGGAACUGCAGAAAAAGGAUAUUCUUUUUUUUUUUUCAAUGGGGAUUUUGAAUUAUGUUGUCUUUUAUAAAGAAUUACUUUUUAAUCUAUGCACCCAUGUUUACUUUUAAAAGGUUACUCCAAAAAGAAAACUAUAUUUUUAUUAAAACUGUUUUUCAUUGUUUUAACCCUUGCUGGUUUAUUUCCUUUUUUUUUUUUUUAAGGAACACUAUAGGAACAUGAGUUCAAAUGUGUAUUCCUGACCUUAUAGUGUUAAAAACACUAUUUAACCAUUCCCCCUGCCCCCCUUCAAAUAUAGGUAAAAUUCACCUUAUUCCAGCGCCAUGUGGGUCUGCCAAUGCUGGCUCCGCCCCUCCCUCGCCAACAUCAUCAAAAUUGAUUAUCUGAGUCAAUCACAAUGCUUUUCCAUAGGAAAGCAUUGGAUUUUCUGAGACUGUCAAUUCUGAUGAUCUCAGCCAUGGUGGCACGGCGGGGGGCAUAUCCAAUCGUCGCCCUGGCCAAUCAGCAUCUCCUCACAAACUAAGGCUGCAUAAACAAAGUGAUUUGACUACUAAAUGGCAAUGGAAUUGAGCACUGAGACUACAAGGGCAUGAUCUAUACACCAAAACUCAUUUAUUAAGCUAAAGUUAUUUUGGUGACUUGUGUCCUUUUAAGAACUCCUCUUCAAGCAUAAUUCUCAUAGCAGUCCAAUCUUCCUACUCAUGUUAUCCCCCUCACUUUUUACUUAGUACUCCAAUUAAAUGCUUCUCAUAUAGGCAUGACAGAGGGAUAGGCUGUCUGCACUGUAUACUUCCAUAGCCAGCAUGCAAUGCUUGAUCACGACAGGCUUGUAUUAUACACAGAAUUCAAGUUUGCUUGGAUUACCAGAUCACAGCUGUCAGAGGUGUGCUUACACCUCCAGCAGUUUCAUCGAAUAUCACAGUAUAUGUAGCAUUACACACAGACUCCUUGCACUAUGAUCACUUCAAAACUCUGAAUUGGCUAUGGUGCUCUGAGUAUCCCUUUAAGGCACCUCACUGGGAAUGCACAGAGAGUAACACAAUUGCUUGUGAGACAGUAGUGUCAGUGACCUGAUAGUUCGCUUUUCAGAUAUUUGUCACAAUGUCUUCAGUAACCAGUAUUGGAUUCAUUUGAAGAUUAAUAUAAAGGGGAUUUGCAUUUUUUUGAAUAACAACUUCACCUAGGGCAUUUAGCAUGUUAAAAUUAUGAAAGUGCAGGCCGUAUGUGGCCAGUUUGGUUGCAUGACAUUUUUUGUUCACGUUUUAUAGUGUCUAUACAAUAACGUUUUCUCUUAUUUGAGAUGAUAUUGCUUAGCUGAGCACUGUUUUUACAAGGUGUGUUUUGUUUCUUUUUAGCUGUAUGCAAGCUUGAUAUUACUAUUUUAUUUUUCAAGCAUUGCAUAAAUUAAAUAACCCCUUUUUAAUUGCCACUGUUGGAGGCCAUUUAUUUCAGACAGCACAAAGACAAUGUAAAAUGUAUAAUGUAUUCUAUUUAUUGUCCCAUUUGUUGUUCGAUAAGAUGCCCAUCAAUGUUCAAGAACAAUUGAAAUGACUUUUGCGUUUUUAUAUGAAUGUAGAUCACCAAUUGAGUGUCUGCCAUAAAAUGGCUUUGAAGUUUGUUCAAUAAGCUGUGAGUUGGGGUAAGCCGUUUAUCACUUGUUCUUGACCUUAUAAUAACAGAGUUGAUGAUUUAUUUAUUUAACAAAAUAGAGAGGUGCUUGCCUGCUGGUAUCGUUUUAACUCAAAUGUAGCAUUUAAUAUGUUGAUUAAAAGUAUUACUGUUAGUAAAUCAAAAGGUAAACCAGAAAAUAUUGAUUGAUUUAUAAGACUAUCAAUAAUAUAAAACAAAAGAUAUAAAGAAAAAAAAAGUAUAAAAUGAUGGAUGUUUUUUUAAAAGGAAAAAUAUGUAAGAUUAGUUGAUAAUCAAUUAGUUUAUUGCUGGAAUUGCAGGCUGAGCCCAGAUAUAAAAAGCAUGUAGUGUUUCUUAAAGGGACAGUAUAGUCACCAGAACAAUUACAGCUUAAUGUAGUGGUUCUGGUGAGUAUAAUCAUUGCUUUCAGGCAUUUUCAUGUAAACCAUGCCUUUUCCGAGAAAAGACAGUGUUUACAUUGCCUCUAGGGACACCUCCAAGUGGCCACUCCUCUCAGGGCUGUACAGUAAGCAGCCCUGCCGUUCAGCGUGGAGACGCUGUAUUUUCCUAAUAGAAAUGCAUUGAUUCAAGGCAUCUCUAUGAGGAGGUCCUGAUUGGUCAAAACUGCAUUUGGCCCCGCCCCAUGCCUAUGGUAAAGCAUUGGAUUGGCUAAAAAUCUGCCAUUUUGAUGGUCACAAAGGGGGUAGAGCCAGCACCGGCGGACCCGCUCAGCGCUGGAAAUAAGGUAAGUUUUAAACUUUUUUUUUUUUUUUUGAUAGGGGGGCUAAGGGGGAACCAGCCACCGAAAUGAUGUUGAGCACUAUAGGGUCAGGAAUACAUGUUUGUGUUCCUGACCCAAUAGUGAUCCUUUAACCCCUUAAGGACCAAACUUCUGGAAUAAAAGGGAAUUGUGACAUGUCACACAUGUCAUGUGUCCUUAAGGGGUUAAGAGAUGCCAGUAAAGCUAAAACUGGCAAUCCCAGGAGACACAAGAUAUGAAUAGAGUAGAUCUAACAAUGUGAUCAAUCUGUAGGAUACAAUUGUUGCAAUUUUCUUUGAAGGGAACUAUUAGUAUCACUAUGCUAAGGUUAUAGACUCUAAAAGAAGGAACUCAGCCUAAGUUAUCACGAACACCAGCUAAAAAAAGCUUUUUAUAUCUGGGCUCAGCCUGCAGUUCCAGCAAUAUACUUAUUGAUUAUCAACUAAUCUUACAUUAUUUUUCCUUUUUACAAACCGCUAUCAUUUUAUGUUUUUGGAUAAUUUGGUAUAAGUUUUUUUUUUUUCUUCAUAUCUUUUUUGUUUUAUAUUAUUGAUAGUCAUAAUCAAUCAAUAUUUUCUAGUUUACCUUUUGAUUUAUAAACAGUAAUACUUUUAAUCAAUAUAUUAAAUGUUUCAUUUUAGUUAAAAGUAAGCAAGCACCUCUCUAUUUUGUUACUUUCUACUUGGGGUUACCCCCUUUCUCUUGCCUCAGAAUCUGAGACCUUCCUUGUUCCUACCCCUUCCCCAUAAAAAUAAAUGUAUUUAUUUUUAAUCUCAAUUCUGCUAUGUGGGCUUGUUGCUUGCAAGUUUCAUCAACUCCAACUCGCUGUUUGAAUAAACAUGUUUUGAAAAUGAAUAACUAGCUCUGUAGCAUUUGGUGACAGACUACAAAUCAUCUGUGAAAGGCCCAGACACUAGUGCACAUUUUCUUGUGCUUGUUGUUUAAAGAUGCCCUUUUUUUUUCCCCCCCAUUUACCAAUUUGUAUUGCUGAUUUUAUUUUUAUUAAUGGUAUUUUAUAAAUAAGUGUAUUUCCUUUUGUAAAUAUGACCACUUUUAUUGUUUUUGUUAUGUUGGCUAAAAGCUUUUUUGAAGAAAAAGAAAAAAAAAGAAUCCCGAAAAACAUUUUGUGGUACAAAAAUAAAAGUGUUUGGUAAAAACGGUUGUUAUAGUUUUGCUUUAUUGGACAUAUGUUCAAUAUUGAGGUCAUUAUUUUAUAAAGAGCCUCUAAAUUCAUCAGUAUUGUUCAAAUGGAAAAUAAAAACAGAGCUUUUAAAUAAAUAUUUUUUUUCCCCUUUGUGUUAGUAGCAGUACACAAUAUGGCAUUUCCCUUCCAUAACCUAAAACAGGACUAAAAUAUUAAAAUUGUUCAGUCACCAAAAAUAAAUGUAAUCUUAUCUGCGUCUAUAUAGCUCCCUGUGUUUGAAUUGGUUAUUUCUAAAGCGCUGUAGUUUGUAUUAAAUACAUGAAUAAAUGUAAGGACUACUUUUACUCAUGUAUAGCAGUCAGGUUGACAAAACUUAACAUUGGGCGAAGCUUAAAGCAAGGGUUUGUUUCAGUUGUCAAAUAUACCCACAAUCCUUCAGUAAAAUAUAUCCAGUAGCAGGGAAACUGAAGAUGACAUGGGAGAACAAAAUGGCUGCACCCAGGUAUUGAAACAUGGUACAAGGAAGAAAAUCAAGUCAAGUGGGAAGGAGGGGAGUGUAAUCAUUAAGAGACAGGGUGCAUUUACAGCUGGCAAUUGAUAAUCAUAUAGCAGCAAGUUCGGUUAAUGUCACAUAUUGCAAAAACAUUUUUAAUUCAAAAACAGAUUCUUCUAAGGUUCGUAUGUAAAUUUAACGAUGGAUCAUGUGGCUAAUCUGGAAACACUUUUUCUGCCCAUUUGUUUCCAUUGCUAAAGUUAAUGAGCUUUUAAGAGGAGGUAACUGACACUUCCCGUUAUUCAUUCCUUUAAAAUUGAGAAAGUGAUGGUAUGACCUUGUGAAGUUUGGUGCUGUGGACAAAUAGGUAGAAGACUUCCUCUUUAUUUGUGGACAAAUAUCAGCUUGUGUCUUUCACCAAUAAUAGUUUAUUGAAAAAGGCAGGGUAAUAUCCAAAUUUAACACCAAAGGCUUUGGGGCCAUUCUAUGUCAAAUCAACUAGGUCCUCAAUCUCAAUUAAAAAAAAAAAAAAAAAAAUUCUUUAAAUUUUGCAUACUAAAAACGUGCCACCUGAAGUAUGAGCCUAUGCAAAAAUUAUAGGUCCACAUCUUCUGUAUUUACAUAGUAAAUUUUAAUGAACAUUCAAUAUUUCAGUACUCCGAUGUCUUUGGAAAGGUCUUCUAAAGCUUUUUCAGGUGAGAUAUCCAUUGCAUGUAUUCUGGGGAAAAAAAGCAAAAUAAAUC